This is a messenger RNA of Thrips palmi, 46788 nucleotides long. Its product is annotated as titin. Bases 349 to 45957 code for a protein of 15202 amino acids. The record is from RefSeq and is a predicted model, not a curated record. Gene Ontology annotation, molecular function: protein binding. Lineage: Eukaryota; Metazoa; Arthropoda; Insecta; Thysanoptera; Thripidae. The transcript is spliced from 98 exons.
CUUCCUCACAUUUCGUACUCGACCGAAGUCUUUACAAGACCUACCCGUUUUUUAAUCCGAAUUAUGGCUCGUGGGCAACUCGAAGUGACCUGACUUCUGAACGUGACCGUCUUUCGCGCUGUUCCUUACGGUGCCGCGCCGCGCCCGCUUCAUUGAUAUUGGAGUGAUUGCGUGCGAUCGAACGCCUCACUCAGCGCGGAGUGCCGCGCCGCGCGUGUCCUGUGCAACGACGUGUGCUGUGCUCUGCAAGUGGAUUACCGAGCGGAUUGGAUUACCCGCUCAACGACUCGGCGCCAGACCUCUGGCGCGUCUCUCGCUGGAUUAGUUGUUCCAUGAACGACGCCGAAAAUGAAUCGCCAGCAGCAGCAGCAGAUGCAGCAAUCGCAGCAGUCGCAGCAGCAGGUGGUGCAGCAAACGUCCUACCAGACGCAGCAGCAGACACAGCAAGUGGUGCAGCAGCAGCAGAGGAUUAGCCGUGUAGAGCAACAUGUGACCCGCCAAGUGACCAGCCAGCAGCAAGUGCAAGGCAUGGUCAUGCAGUCCCCAGGCAUGCAGAUGAUCGGUGGUGGCCGGCCUGGGGAUGCUUCGCCACCAGUGUUCGAACAGAUCUUCAAGAACGCCCGCUUCGCGCAGGGCGGCAACGCUCUGUUCGAGGGUCGCGUGCGGGGCAACCCGAAACCCGUCGUCUCCUGGACCAGAAAGGGUGCACCCCUUUUCGAGUCCAACAAGUAUAAGAUGCAGUACGAGGAACAAACAGGGAAUGUUUCUCUACUCAUCAACCAAAUCGGUCCGGGAGAUGAAGGGGAGUACACGUGCUCCGCGCGCAACCAGUACGGCGAAGCGAUUUGCUCAGUGUACAUCCAGCCUGAAGGGCAACCUCAGCUGGGUGGAUACCAACGUCACAUCGAACAGUCUUACGAAUCCUCAGAACAGCGCACCUCUGGUGGCCAGACAGUACAGAGCUACCAGCAGCAGCGAACAGAAAAGACGUCAUACUCAAACGGGCACACCUUAGUUCAAGAAGAUUUCAAGGUGGACACAUUCGAAUACCGGCUGCUGAGGGAGGUGGAGUACCGCGAGUCCGUGACCAGAAGGUACUCCCACGAGACCGACGCCCGACUGUCCACUGUCGUGGAUCGGUCGCUCGGCCCUGCAGCAGCCCCUCAAAUUUCGCAGAAGCCAAGGAACUCCAAGUUGUCCGAGGGAUCUGAUGCCGUCUUCUCGGCUAAAGUUCCUGCCAACCCUAAGCCAAGGUUGACGUGGUUCAAAAAUGGAGUUAGAAUCGUUCCGUCCCAGAAAUUCCAAUCAAAUUACUCCAACCAACAAGCAACACUUAAAGUUACAAACGCACAGACUGAAGACUCCGGCCACUACACGCUCCUCGCAGAAAACCCACAAGGCUGUGUGGUGUCAUCCGCCUACCUGGCCAUCGAGCCCCAGGCGCAGGAGUCCAUCUACCAGCAACAGCGGGAGAUCAGCACCAGAUCGACCCAGCAGGAGACGCAGGUGGUCGAGUCGAGCGAGGUGGACGCGAGCAAGAUGCUGGCGCCCAACUUCGUGCGCGUGUGCAGUGACCGCGACGUGACGGAGGGCAAGAUGACGCGCUUCGACUGCCGCGUCACGGGGCGCCCGUACCCGGAGGUGGCGUGGUACAUCAACGGGCGCCAGGUGAGCGACGACGCGACUCACAAGAUCCUGGUCAACGAGUCGGGCAACCACGCGCUCAUGAUCACCAACGUGAGCCGCGCCGACGGCGGCGUCGUCACCUGCGUGGCCCGCAACAAGGCCGGCGAGACGUCCUUCCAGUGCAACCUCAGCGUCAUCGAGAAGGAGCUCGUCGUGGCGCCCAAGUUUGUGGAACGAUUCACUACAGUGACCGUCAACGAGGGCGAGCCGGUGGUGCUGAACGCACGCGCCGUCGGCACGCCCUGCCCAAGGAUUACAUGGCAGAAGGAUGGUAUCCCCAUAUCGUCCAGCCCCGACGUGCAGAUAAGUGUUGAUGGCGGUGCCUCAACACUGGACAUCCCACGAGCCAAGACCUCUGACGCGGCCUGGUACCAGUGCACGGCGCAGAACGUGGCGGGCUCCACGGCCACCCGCGCGCGCCUCUACGUCAUCGGGCCGGACCGCAGCCAGCAGACGGAGGCCCGGCGCCUGCACCUGCCGCGUCCCACCAGAGUCAUUGAACCAGAACCCGAGCCGGGCCCCGAAGUGAUCUACCUCCGGCACGUGGAGCGCGCCAAGCCCCACCUGCCGGCGGCCGAGCCGGACCGCCAGUACCCGCCGCCUCAGUUCAUCGUGCCGCUGCGCGACGUGUCGCAGAUGGAGGGCGGCCGCAUCCACUUCGAGGCCCGCAUCGAGCCCGUCGGCGACCCCACCAUGCAGGUGGAGUGGUUCCUCAACGGACGGCUGUUGGCAGCCAGUUCGCGAGCCACCACCACCUUCCGCUUCGGCUUCAUUGCCCUCGAUCUCCUCAGCAUCAUCGUCCAGGACGGAGGCGAGUACGUAUGUCGGGCAACGAGCAGCACCGGGGUGGCCGAGUCGCGGGCUCGGCUCACAGUCACUGCCCGCACGGGCAUCGAACAGACGAGCCAGCACCCGGACAGCCUCCAGCAGAUCCAGCAGCUGGAGGACUACUCCCGCUACCAGCGCACCGAGAGCGUCGAGGACGCCGCGGCCCAGCGGCCGGAAUUCAUCCGCCCACUCCAUGACCUGGGCGAGCUGCACGAGGGCCGCAACGCCCACUUCGAGGCGCAGCUCACCCCCGUCAGCGACCCCACCAUGAAGGUGGAGUGGUACAAGGAUGGUCGACCAAUCACAGCAAGUUCACGCAUCACCUCUAUCUUCAACUUCGGCUACGUCUCUCUCAACAUUUUGCACCUACGGGCUGAGGAUAGUGGUGUUUACACAGUGCGUGCGCUCAACCGCUGGGGCGAGGCUAUUAGCUCCUCGACCGUCCGGGUCAUCGCUCGUACGACUGUGACGGGUGACCUGGGAAUUCCCGAGCAACAGAGGUACAUUGAAAAAACGGAAGAAUUAGAGGCCCACCACCUGGCCCAGCAGUACAGGAAUUACCAACCCGAGCAGCAGGAGAGCUACGCUCCUCCUGAGUUCAAGACGCCCAUCAAGGACCAGCUCGGCAUUCGCGAGAACGCGUUCGCCCACUUCGAGGCCCGCCUGGAGCCCGUCGGCGACCCCACUCUGCGAGUCGAGUGGUUCAAGGAUGGCCGCCCAGUUGAAGCGAGCUCCAGGAUCACCAGCUUCUUCAACUUUGGUUACGUGGCCCUGACAAUCAAGAAUGUGACAACGUUUGACCAAGGCACCUACACAUGCCGGGCUGUCAAUCAGCUGGGCGAGGCUGUCACCUCGGCUCAGCUGACAGUGCAAGGCAGGAAUGACAUUCUCAUGGAGAGCCAGCACCCUGGGGGGCUGGAAAAGAUCCAAUACUUAGAGGACAACAGCCGCUAUGCACGCAUGCAGCAAGAGGAAAGCCAGGUUACCCAGAAGCCCAGAUUUUUGGGUCCUCUGAAGGGUACGACCAAGAUUGUUGAGGGCCAGCGUGCUCAUUUCGAGGCUCGCGUUGAGCCCAUGAGUGACGCUACAUUGAAGAUUGAAUGGUACCACAAUGGUAAAGCUAUCCAACAUGCAAACAGAAUUCAGCUGUACCAUGAUUUCGGGUAUGUAGCCCUCGACAUUCUGAGCGUGCGUGCUGAUGACAGCGGCACUUACACCGUCGUGGCCAGGAAUGCCCUGGGCGAGGCCCAACAGUCUGCCAGCAUGGUGGUCGAAACUCGCUCGGGCAUUGACACAUCCAGCAUGCACAGAGGCACCUUCGAGAAGACUCGUCAAAUGGAGGAUUCCAAGUUUGUCGAACCUCAUUACGAUAUCGAAGAAAUUUCCAAGUCGAAGCCCAUUUUUGUUCAGCCUCUUUCUGAUCCCAAGCCAGUCAGUGAAGGCAAAAACAUUCAUCUUGAAUGCCGCCUUGAGCCCAUGGGAGACCCUACGAUGCGAGUUGAAUGGUUCCAAAACGGUCGACCUGUGACAGUUGGAUCCAGGUUCCGCACCUACUAUGACUUUGGGUACGUGGCUUUGGACAUCGUCAAGACCACCGCCAUGGACUCUGGUGAGUACACCUGCAGGGCCACCAACCACCUCGGCUCUGCCCACACCUCUGCCUGCGUCAGGAUUAUCAGCCGUGCCGACAUCGUGACCGACACGAUGAAUGAGUCCUCCCUGGAGCAGAUUCAAAUGCUGGAAUCGCGCCACCAGCGCCAGGCUCAAGAAGAAAUCAUUGUGGCACAGCCUCCUCAAUUCACGAGGCCGUUGCAUAAUUUGGAGACAAUUGAGGGCACAAAUGUCCACCUGGAAUGUCGUCUCCAGCCAGUUGGUGAUCCAACCAUGCGCGUUGACUGGUUUGUCAAUGGGCGCCCAGUCCGUACUGGACACCGCUUCCGUCCUGCCUAUGACUUUGAUUACGUAGCCCUUGAUCUGCUGAGUGUAUACCCUGAAGAUUCUGGUGUUUACACUUGCCAAGCGCGCAACCAACUUGGUGAAGCAGUGACCUCCUGCUCAGUCCGUGUGAUUGCCAAGAGGGACCUGCUUCUGGAGACUCAGCACCCAGGUGGUCUGGAGAAAAUUCAGUACCUGGAGGACACCUCGCGUUACAAAAAGUCAGAAAUGGCUGAGGAAAUUGUCAAUGUUCGACCAAGAUUCAUCACCAGGCCAAAGAAUGUGGAGGGUCUUCGUGAGGGAUCACACGCUCACUUUGAGUGCAAGUUAGAGCCAGUGACUGACCCCAAUCUCAAGGUUGAGUGGUUCAAAAAUGGACGUCCUAUCACCGUUGGACACCGCUUCAGACCAAUCCAUGACUUUGGAUAUGUCGCCCUUGACAUCAUUGACCUAAUUGCUGAAGAUUCUGCCACUUACACAUGCAGAGCUGUGAAUCUGGUUGGAAGUGAUGAGACAACAUGCACACUGAGCUGCCGAGGUGGUGCUCAGAUCGUAACAACUACUGAAAAUGAGCAAGGCCUGCAGCAAAUUCAGUACCUUGAAGACCGAUCCAGAUUCCAACGCCAUGAGCAGGUGGAUGAAUCAACAACUCAGGCCCCUGUUUUCACAACUUCAUUGAAGCCAGUCAACAUCAAGGAGGGUCAGCGUGCUCACUUUGAAUGUCGCCUGAUUCCUGUCAGUGACGCGACGAUGAAAGUGGAAUGGUUCCACAACAAUCAGCCCCUGAAAUCAGGUUCACGCUUCACUGAAACCAACAACUUUGGCUUUGUUGCGCUUGAUAUUUUGUACUGCUAUCCUGAAGAUGCCGGCACGUACACUUGCCGUGCUCGCAACAUUUUGGGAGAGGCUGUCACCUCAACCACACUGGCUGUACAGUCAAGGCAAUCCAUUCAGAGAGACACCCAGCAUGAGUCAGCCCUCGGCAGAAUCAACCAGCUGGAGAGCACUCGCUACCAGCGAUCUGAUGUGCCAGACGAUGCCAUCACUCAGCCUCCCGUCUUCACUCAGCCCAUGCGUGAUGUAAGAGUUGCUGAAAAUCAGGCCGCUCACUUUGAGGCACGGCUCAUUCCUGUUGGAGAUCCCAAACUCCGAGUGGAAUGGUUGAGAAACGGUGUUCCUAUUCAGGCCUCGAAUCGUGUCACCACGAUGCAUGACUUUGGCUAUGUAGCCCUAAAUAUGAAGUAUGUGAACCCCGAAGACUCCGGCACUUACACUUGCCGUGCCAUAAAUGAGCUCGGCCAAGCAUUUACAUCUGCGGCCCUUGAUGUUGCGUCCAAGGCUUCAUUGCUGUUGGAAACGCAGCAUCACGGAGCUGUCGAAAAGAUUCAGCAACUCGAAGAUCAUACUCGUUAUGGGCGUAGAGAGGAGCAGGAUGUUGUAGUGACCCAGGCCCCACACUUCACAACUCAGCUGAAUGGACCAACGCAGCUUGUGGAAGGCCAGAGUGCCCAUUAUGAGUGUCGCAUUGAGCCAUACCCCGAUCCCAACUUGAAGGUCGAGUGGUUCCACAAUGGAAAGCCCCUGUCCACUGGACACCGCUACCGUACCACUUACGACUUUGGAUUUGCAUCCCUGGAUGUGCUCACUGUGUACGCUGAAGAUGCUGGAGAGUACACUUGCCGUGCCACCAACAACUUGGGCCAGGCUACUUCUUCCAUUAAACUGGGAGUCACCUCGCGCGCCGGCAUCAUCCGCGAGACUCAGCACGAGGGCGCCUUGCAGAAGAUCCAGCAUCUGGAGGAUGACUCUCGCUACCGCAGGAAGGUGGACGAGGAUGCAGUUGUCAUGGAGAAGCCUCAGUUCGGCCGCUCCCUCCGCAACAUCGAAAAUCUCCCCGAGGGCCAGAGUGCCCACCUGGAAGCCACCCUCACACCCGUUAACGACCCCACAAUGGUUGUUGAAUGGUUCUGCAACGGCAGGCCCAUCAAGCAGGGCCACCGAUUCAAGACCACCUACGACUUUGGCUUUGUCGCUCUGGAUGUUUUAUACGCCUACCCAGAGGACUCUGGCACUUACAUGUGCCGUGCGCGCAACGCCGUGGGCGAGGCCGUCACCACGUGCUCCGUCAAGGUCCUCGGCAAGGAGGGCCUUUGCCUCGACACUCUGGACGAGCAACGCCUGCAAAAGAUCCGAGAACUGGAAAAUUAUGCCCGGCCACAGCGUGAAGAAAUUGAGGCCGCCGUCCAGAAGCCAGUGUUCGUCACUCCACUGGCAAGUCUCCCCAAUCUGAAAGAGGGUGAACAUGCCCACCUUGAGUGCCGCGUUGAACCCAUUAAUGAUCCUAAUUUACGCAUUGAGUGGUUUGUCAAUGGAAAGCCCCUGAAGGCUGGUCACAGGUUCCGCACCACUCAUGACUUCGGGUAUGUUGCCCUCGACAUUUUGUACGCAUAUGCCGAGGACUCCGGAACAUACAUGUGCAAAGCAACUAAUCUGCAAGGAGAGGCAGUAAACACCUGUGAGAUCGGGUGUGCUUCUCGCCGCAGCAUUUACCUCGAGUCCCAGCACCCCGAUGGUCUGGAGAAGAUCCAGAUGCUCGAGGCUGCUGGCCAUCCUGCUCGUUUGGAGGUGGAGGAGCCUACCGUUACUGCUCCCCGAUUGGUCACAGAGCUUCGGGGCACAACAGAAAUCUGUGAGGGCCAAACUGCCCACUUUGAGUGCCAGGUUGAGCCCAUGCACGAUCCCAAUCUGCGCAUCGAUUUCUACCACAAUGGAAAGCCACUUCCAUCAGGCAAUCGCUUCCAUAUCACAUUUGACUUCGGCUAUGUGGCUCUGGACAUUACUCACGCAGUCGCCGAGGACGCAGGCGAGUACUCUGUGCGAGUCACCAACGCACUCGGGGAAUGCCAAUCGUCCAUCAAGUUGAAAGUCGUUUCCAAGGGCAGCAUCAUUUUGGAGUCACAGAGGCCGGAGGCUCUGGAGAAAAUCAGCAAAUUGGAGGCUGGAGCCCCCAAGAGAGCAGAGGCAGAAGAGCCUCAGACAAGACAGCGGCCUGUUUUCACCCAGCCCCUGCAAAAUAUUGACAACAUUGCUGAGGGUCAAACUGCUCACUUCGAGUGCCGCUUGAUUCCAGUUGGUGACCCCACCCUCAAAGUUGAAUGGUUCCGUAAUGAGAAGCCACUUGAAACCAGCUCUCGCAUUGCCAAGACUCACGACUUUGGCUUUGUUUCUCUGGACAUGUCUCACGUACGUGAGGAGGAUGAAGGCGUCUACAUGUGCCGCGCAACCAACGCUCUUGGUGAGGCAGUGACAACAGCCUCAAUGAAAAUCCGCAGCAAGGCCUCCAUUCAGUUGGACACGCUGCACCCAGAGGGCAUGAAGCGAGUCCAGCAGCUGGAGGAGGGUAAGGGUCCCCAGAGGCCCGAUGAGCCAGAACGGGUGUUCGAGAAGCCCAUCUUCACGCAGAUGCUUACUGGGCCCUCCGAACUGUGGGAAGGUCAGCAUGCUCACUUUGAGUGCCGUGUCGUGCCUGUGGGAGAUCCAAACCUGAGGUUUGAGUGGUUUGUGAACGGAGUUGAGCUGAAGAUGGGUUCUCGAUUCCGUGUCACGCAUGACUUUGGAUUUGUGACCUUGGACAUAAGCAAAACUAUCCCUGAAGACUCUGGGGUCUACAUGUGCAAAGCUAUCAAUCUUGCUGGAGAAGCCGUCUCCUCCACAUCCCUUAAAGUCAAAUCGAAGUCUAGCAUCGCCCGCGAUGCAUUGCAGCCUGAUGCUUGGCAGAAGAUUCAGCUCAAGGAAGCAGAGAUGAACAAAGUGCCAGAAAUGUUUGUGGACACCACUCCUCAGCAGGCACCAGUUUUCACCACUCAUCUCAACAGCCAGGACAAGCUGAUCGAAGGCCAGCAUGUGUACCUCGAGGCUCAAGUAGAACCCCGCGCAGACCCCAAUCUGCGAGUGGAAUGGUUCAAGAAUGGAGAGUCACUUACCACAGGUUCUCGAAUCCGUAGCACAUUUGAUUUUGGCCUGGUGACCCUUUCUAUUAAUGGAUUGCGAGCUGACGACUCAGCUAUUUACACCUGCAAAGCCACUAAUCUGUUAGGUGAAGCUGUUUCGACCGCAACCUUGAAAAUUGAUGAUCAACACUGGCUUAUUAACCAGCCUUUGCACCCUGAGGCAAUUCCUCGCAUUGAGCAGCUUGAAGCUCCUAAGGAAGCCCGCCCAGACGCACCUGAGCCAACCUAUGAGUUGCCAGUAUUCAUCACUCACUUGAACAAUGUGGAAUGCAAGGAGGGUGACACUGUGCACUUUGAAUGCCAUGUUGAACCUGCAAAGGAUCCAACCCUUGGCAUUGAAUGGUUUGUCAACGGCAAGCCACUCACCCAUGGUGCACGCUUUAAGUCUACUUAUGACUUUGGUUACGUCUCACUUGACAUCUCUGGAGCCUAUCCUGAGGAUUCAGGAAUUUACACCUGCAAAGCAACAAACUCCAAGGGCAGUGCUACUACCUCUGGAUCUCUUCGGUGCACAGGUAAAUCUAGUAUUUACCUGGACACUCAGCAUCCCCAAGGAAAGCAGGGUCUUGAUGCUGUUGAUGAGGUUGAAGCUGCUGUUCAAGGCAAGGCUACUCGUCAACCAGAUAAACCAGAGCCUCAAUUCCCCAAGCCUAUUUGGACUGUGCCAUUAAACCCAGAAUUCCGUCUGGGUGAAAAUGACAAAUUACAUCUUGAGGGAACCGUUGAGCCCAAGAAUGAUCCCAAUCUUAAGAUUGAAUGGUACUUCAAUGGCAAGGCUUUGGAGCAUGGAUCUCGUUUUAAGAUGACCCAGGACUUCGGAUUUGUGACAUUGGAUCUGGCUGACGUUUAUGAAAGGGACCAGGGUGUUUACACUUGCAAAGCUUUCAAUCAGGCUGGUGAGGCUUUCACUUCUACGACCAUAUAUUGUACUAGCAAAGAGAACCUCAUUGAAGGUACCCAGCACCCUAAGGGUGAGAAGGGUCUAGAGCAAAUUCAGAAUCUUGAAGAUGCUCUCACUCGCCAGCCUGGAUCUGUUCCUGAUGCUGAUGGUGGUCAACCACCUGUUUUCACAUCUCAGCUGGAAGUAUCCCCAAAAUUGACUGUUGAGUUCCAGAAUUUGAGCAAUCUAAGUGAAGGUGAUAUUGCUCACUUUGAGGCUUCCCUCACCCCUGUUGGGGACCAAACAAUGGUUGUGGAAUGGUUCUAUAACGGAAAACAACUUGAAGCUAGCCACAGAACUAGGACUGUACAUGCAUUUGGUAUGGUGGUUCUUGAAAUUUUGGGUACCAAAAUUGAAGAUUCUGGCACCUACACUUGCCGUGCAACAAACAAAUGGGGACAGGCAGAGAUUAGUGUGAACUUGGAAUGUGUUGACAAAUCCAAGGGACAGAAACCACAGUUCACUACCCAAAUUCAGAGCUUGGAUGGCUUGAAGGAGGGAGACUCUGCUCACUUUGAGUGCACAUUGAUUCCUGUCAAUGAUCCUAAUCUCAAAGUGGAAUGGUUCCACAAUGGUCAGCCUUUGCGUCAUUCUUCACGCAUCAAGUCGGUGUCAGACUUUGGCUUUGUUGUAAUGGACAUUGCCUAUGUGCAGAGCCAUGACACUGGCGAAUAUAUUUGUAAGGCCAGUAACAGAUAUGGAGAGGACACUACUCGAGCCACCAUCAAGUGCACAGGCAAGGGCGGCGUCUACUUGGACAGUCUGCAGCCUGAUGCACUCGCUCGCAUCAGGGAGUUGGAGAGCUCACAGUCCCAGCAGCCAAGCCAGUCUGCUACCCCUGCUGACCAGCCACCUAAGUUCAUAACUCAAAUCAGUGAUGUCGUGAACUUGAAGGAAGGGCAGAGUGCUCACUUUGAAGCCAGGCUCACUCCUGUCAAUGACCCCAAUCUUGUCGUGGAAUGGUACUACAAUGGUAAGAAGUUACCCCAUGGACAUCGUUACCGUACUUUCCAUGAUUUUGGCAUUGUGAUCCUGGACAUUCUCUACUGCUAUGAGGAAAACUCUGGUCUCUAUGAAUGCCGAGCAUAUAACAAAGUUGGUGAGGACAGCACUAAGGCCAAUCUAAAAUGUGUAUCUAAGGCCAACCUUAUUCUGGAAUCACAACUGCCACAGGGAAUGGAGGGAGGUUUGGAGAAGAUUCAAACCCUUGAAGAUUCAUUGGUGCGCACUAGAGAUGAGCAGGCAUCAGAGCUGAAGGGUGUUGCACCUGUCUUCACAGUUCCUCUUGCAAACAUUGACAACUUGCGUGAAGGAGAGAGUUGUCACUUCGAAGCCAGGUUGACACCUACAAAUGAUCCAAAACUGAAGGUUGAAUGGUUCUGGAAUGGCAAACCUUUGAAAACAGGUUCAAGGUUCCGUACCUUCUGUGACUUUGGUUUUGUCAUUCUUGAAAUUUCACCCGUGUAUCCUGAAGAUUCUGGAGAGUACUCUUGUCGUGCUUCCAAUGACUAUGGUGAAGCUGUUACAACAGCAACAAUGAAGAUUCAAGGAAAGCGAAGCAUCAUCAUGGAAUCUCAACUGCCUCAAGGUAUGGAGGGCACCAUUGACAAGAUUGCUGAGCUGGAGGGUCUUGGCCAGCCUCGAGGACCGACUGAGGCUGAAGAUGACACUGGCAAACCUCCUGAGUUUGUUACAAGUCCCACUGACCAGUCAUUGCCUGAGAAUUCCCUCGCCCACUUUGAGUGUCGCCUCAUUCCUGUUAAUGAUCCUUCAAUGCGAGUUGAAUGGUUCCACAACGGCAAGGCUUUGUGGGCAGGUUCUCGCAUCAAAACUAUCAACGAUUUUGGCUUUGUCAUUUUAGAAGUGGCUGGUAUUUAUGUUAGAGAUGCAGGUCUCUACACAUGCAAGGCAACAAAUAAACAUGGAGAGGCUACUGUGUCAUGCAAACUGCAAGUCCGUGGCCGACAAGGCAUCGUUUUGGAGCCCCAGCUGCCAGCACACUUUAAGACAGGAACUGAGAGUAUCCAGAAGCUGGAGGAACAACUGUACAAGAAGGAUGAAAUCAUGGCUGAUGAUGAGAAGCCUAAUCCACCCCGCUUCAUUGUUGAACUUAAGGAUCAAUCAGACCUUGAAGAAGGCCAGCCUGCUCACUUUGACUGUCGUGUGGAGCCAGCUAGUGAUCCUACUAUGCGUAUCGACUGGUUCUGGAAUGGCCGUCCUUUUGCUACUGGCUCUCGAGUUCAUCAACUCAACGACUUUGGAUUUAUUGUUCUUGAUCUGACUCACACAUAUGCUCGUGAUUCUGGAGAAUUCAUGUGCCGUGCUACCAACAAGUGGGGAACAGCUACCACCAAAGCAACUCUCCAAUGCAGACCCAGGAAGAUGAUUGACUUCGAUUCACAGCUUCCCCAGGGCAUGAGUGGAGAAAAGCUGAAGGCCCUUGAGAGAGGACCUCUCCCCACUGCUGCUGCUCCAGAAGAGCCAGAAGCCCAGCCACCCAAGUUCAUCACUCAGAUUGAAUCAGCUAUCGUGGAAGAAAGUGAAUCUGUCCACUUUGAGUGCCGUGUUGAACCAAAGAAUGAUCCAAAACUGCGAAUUGAGUGGUACCGCAAAGGAAAACCACUGCCAUCUGGUCACCGUUACCGCAGCACAUAUGACAUGGGCUUUGUUUCUCUUGACAUCCUGAAUGUUUACAAUGAGGAUGAAGGAGAGUAUGUCUGCCGUGCAGUAAAUGAUGUUGGUGAAGAUUUCACCAAGGCCACUAUUUCUUGCAAGAAGCUCCCCACCAUUGUCCUCCACAACCAAGUACCUAAGGGAAUGUUGAAAUCAGAACAACUAAUGCAAAUGGAGGCUGCUAUUAAGAAGUAUACAUCUGAAAUCCAUCUUACUGAGGAUGAUCUUUUCGACCCAGAGCGCAAGCAGCCACCACGCUUUGUCACACAAAUUCAGACCCAAUUGGACUUGGUUGAAAUGCAGAACACCAAGUUUGAAUGUCAACUUGCACCUGUUGGUGAUCCUCACAUGAAAGUGGAAUGGUUCUUUAAUGGAAAACCAUUGCCAUACAAAAAUCGCUUCACACCUAUCUAUGAUUUUGGCUAUGUGGCUAUGAACUUCGGGUGGGUCUACCCUGAGGACAGUGGUGAAUAUCUUUGCCGUGCCACCAAUCUUUAUGGCAUGGAUGAAACUCGUGCUGUAAUCAAAACAGCUGGCAAGCCAGGUAUUAUUUAUGAAUCUCAACUUCCUAAGGGAAUGAAGAGUAUUGAACGUAUCCGAGAAAUGGAAGCAGCUUGGCAAGUUGUGCCUGAGUCACUGGAAGAGGAAGACAAAGCUCGUGCGGCUCCCAUCUUCGUGACCAAGCCAGACCCCUUCACUGUUGAGGAGGGUGAAUGCGCGCGAUUCUGCUGCCGCGUCACGGGCCAUCCAAGGCCCAGAGUAAUGUGGCUGGUCAAUGGCCACACUGUUGUCAAUGGCUCACGCUACAAGCUCACCUACGACGGCAUGUGGCACCUGGACAUCCCCAAGACCCGGCAGUACGACAACGGCACCGUGGAGGUCAUCGCGAGGAACUCUGUCGGUGAGGCGCGGGUGUCGACCGAGCUGGUGGUGAAGCCCCGUGGUGACGAUUACCGCAGUGUGCUCAAGAACUCACCUCGCCCCUGGUAUGAUGCCGACCUUGAGCAGUACCAGAAGGAGCGCCAGGACACAGAGCUGGAGUCUUUCUUCCAGGAGAGACAGGCACAGAAAGCUCAACAGGGUGACAUUCACUUUGAGCCUAGACACAAACAGGCGAGCAAGGAGCCUGAGCUUGAGUGGCAGCGCACAGCCAAAGAAAAACGUGGUGAUGAUUACUACAGCAAACUUCAAAAGCUUGAAGAAGAACAAAUGCUGAAGGAAUCUCACCUCCGUGAAAAAUCCCACCAGUUUGCUAUUCCUGGAGAAAAAGUGGUCUCCAAAUCUCUGUCCAAGGGCAUGGCCCAGAGCUAUGAAACCAAUUUGGCGGAGAAGCCAAAGGAAGAAAAACCUGAUUGGGUGAAGCAAGCCAAAUUAAAGCAGAAGUCUUCUGCUCAAACAAUAGAAGAUCGACAGCUGGAACAGAAUGCAACCAAGCCUGUGCUGCCGUCUUGGGUUCAACAAGCCAAGGCCAAGCACAAGGCCACUAUGCAACAGCUUGAGCAGCAACAACAGCAGCAACAACAGCAGCAACAGCAGCAGAAGACUGAACAGCAGACUGAACAGCAGACUGUUCAGCAGACUCAAGAGCAAACUCAGAAGCAAACGCAACAGCAGAAAGUAGUUCAGAAGAAGGGUGUGCCCGCUGAAGGAGAAUCUAGUGUACAUGGACGAGAAGUUCAUGUCGCAAAACAGAAGCAGACCCAGAAAGAGGUUGUCGGAGACACUGAAAUCACCAGGAAAAUAACUGCUACUGAGACCACAGAGGUGGAGCACAAGGGCAAGACACAUGAGCGAGUCGUCCAAGGCCAAGUGAAACCAGCCAAGCCUCCAGUUUUUACCAAGAAAAUCCAGCCUUGCAGAGCGUUCGAGCAAGAGCAGGCUCGGUUCGAGGUGGAGUUUGACGGGGACCCGAUUCCCACCGUUCAGUGGUUCCGCGAGAACUACCCUAUCCAGAGCUCUCCCGACUUCCAGAUCAACACCUUCGGGACGAAGUCCAUCCUCACUGUCAGACAGGUGUUCAUGGAGGACUCCGGCGUGUUCGCCGUGGUCGCGGAGAACCGCGGUGGCAAGGCCAAGUGCAGCGCCAACCUGGUGGUGGAGGAGCGUCGUCGGCCGGGCCGUGGAGGCGUCGUGCCGCCCAGCUUCCUGUCGACCGUGCAGGACGUGACCGUCAAGGCCGGCAGCCUGGCCCGCUUCGACGCGCGCAUCGCCGGCACCAAGCCGCUCGACGUGCACUGGCUCAAGAACGGCUCCAAGGUCGUUCCCGACAUCCGCUUCAAGACCGUGGAGGAGGACAACCAGCACACGCUGCUGAUCCUCGAGGCCACCCCGCAGGACAGCGGCCGCUACGAGUGCGUGGCCAUCAACAGCGGCGGCGAGGCGCGGUGCGACGCCGAGUGCUUGGUGCAGCCGCCUGGCAAGGCCCCCGGCAAGGCCCCCACCAAGCCGGGCAAGGCCCCCGAGCAGAGCGGCAAGCCCACCCUGGCCGAGCCCCUGUCUGACCAGACGGUGCGAGAAGGCCAGCCCGUUGAGUUCCGCUGCAAGAUCACGGGACUGUCCGCUGGAGAAGUCCCUGAUCACAAUUGGUUCAAGGGAAAUAAAAUCAUCAAGCCGUCCAGGUACUUCCAAAUGAGUCUAAACAGCGCUGGAGUUUACACAUUGAAAAUAUCGGAAGCCUUCCCCGAAGACGAGGGCGAGUACAAAUGUGAAGUGAAGACACCGGCCGGAUCGGUGUCGACUUCAGCGAAGCUGCGCGUGCAAGCGCCUGAAACUCAAGAGGUCGCUCCUAAACUCACUCCAAUGAAGGAUGUCAUUGUGCCAGAGGGAAGUCCAGCUCAAUUCAAAACUCAAGUGACAGGAAAACCUCAGCCAACGGUUCAAUGGUAUCGUGAAGGAGCCCUGAUUCCACAGUCUGCUGACUUCCAGAUGAUUCACGAAGGCAACUAUGCUGUGCUCCUAAUAUCAACAACUUAUGAGGAAGACUCGGGCAAAUUUACUUGUCGCGCUACUAAUGCUGCGGGGCAGACGGAGACAUCAGCUAAGCUGCUCGUCAAAAAGCGGCUGGGUGCUGUUCACGGGGUUCCCGUCCAAGACCAGCAAGGUUCUGGGGCCCCAUUCACCAAGGGGGCCCCGGGGAGCUCUCAGCAGGGCUUUGGGGUGCCCGGAGCUACUGACGGCGUGGGUGGCUGGCAGGCACCGUCGCAGACACCACAGCAGGGACCGGGGCAGGGCGUACAACAGGCUGCCUACCCAGGCUGGAUGCAACAGCCGUUCAUGAUUUCUCAACAGGGCUUCCCUGUCAGGAUGCCUCAGCAAGGCUUCGUUGCACCGCAGCAGCGCUUCAUGAUUCCUCAGCAGUUUGGCACUCAGCCCUUCGCAUCGCCACUUCACCAGACCGAUGGCGUGGACUUGCAGGGUCCUCAGGUGGCCUACGCGAGAACGUUUGUUCCGCACAAGAACUUGCCUCGACCUGGAUUUGCAACCCCUCAGCAGAGACCUGGCUUCUUCGGCCUGCAGGCGAUGCCUCAAGCCGGUUUCUUGGGUCCAGCUGAGAACCUGCAGCAAGGCCAGAUCCCUCAGCCUGGAUUCAUGCAGCCCCACCCUGGCACUCAGCCAGGAUUGGCACCUCAGUCUGGGUUCGUGCAGCCCCAUUCCCCUCAGCAGGCGGCAAUCUUUCAGCCUGGUUUGACACGGCCCAGUGAGUUCCAUCCUAAAUCUGGGGCUCCUGUGCCGUACCAAGCGGAGCUGCAGCCAGUGGCCCAGCAGUCUCUGGCACCUGUGCAUCCCUCGGAUACGGAUAAAAGUCUUUUGUCUCCUGGCCCAGAAGCACUGCCCUGGCGUAGGCCCCGUUCGUCCAGCGUCCAGGCCCCCCGAAAGCCUCCGUCUCCCUGGGCCCCUGCUAGCCGGGACAGGUCCUUGGACAGCCAGAACAAGGCAGAGGAGGAAGCGCAGCCGUGGACCAAGCAGAACGUCAAGCUGAAGAAAGCUCCCCGCCCCAAGAAAACGUUUGAGAAGGAACAGCCGCAACAGGUAGAGCUUAAACCAUCUAAGAUCGAAAAGAGGCCGAUUCCGAGAGAGAAACUGGAAGAGGUGGAGCUCAAGCCGGGCCAGCGCAUUCCUAAGGACGUUGUUGAGCAAGAGGGCGCAGCUCUUAAACCACUCAAGCACUUCCCCAAGGAUGUUCCUGAACAGGGCGGAGUUACUCUAAAACCAGUCCAACGGACACCAAAGGAUGUGCCUGAAAGCAACGGGGUAGCUCUGAAGCCCGUUCCGAGGCGUGAACAGGAAGUCCCGGAAUCAGAAGAAAUUAAGCAUAAACCCACCAAGCGGCAGUCUCGACCACGAACCCGCCCGGGCGAGGGUCCUAAAUCACCUCAGCCAGCUCAAUCGAUUGAAGAGCGUCCAUCUUACAAGCCCGCAGAUGAUGACGAUAUUUCGUUAGACCGAUCGCUAGACAGGUCUCUUGACGGUUCAUUGGAUAGGUCGAUUGAUGAAUCACUUGACGAAGACUUUUGGAAACCAAAGGUUUGCCCGUGGAGUAACGAACCAGUUGUUUUAAAGAAGACCCAGCGGAAACGUAAGGUAUAUAAGAAAGAGUCUUUAGAAGAAGUCCACCUAAAACCUGCAAAAAUUGAGGUCAGGCGGCUGUCUAAGUCAGAACUAGAACACGUUGACUUAAAGCCUGUUCCUCAAGAACAAAUGGGCAUUCUAUCUUGGACUGAAGAGGAGGAGGCUUCCAUGCUUAAGAUUGACCGUGAAGAAAUUGAGCAGUACAAGCAAAGGCCGCGUUCGCGAUCAAGGGACGUGUUAUCGGAGACUUCUGAAGCGUCGGAUCUGAGAUCUCUUAGUGAGGCAGUACCGUGGUCUCAUGACUCUCUGCAGCUAAAGAAGGCGCCGAGAGAGCGUAAGAAAGAAUUUCCAAAGGAGACAUUGGAAGAGGUUUACCUAAAACCAGCAGUUAUUGAGAAGAAAGAAAUUCCUCACUCUGAGUUAGAGCAUGUUGAUUUGCACCACGUCGAGAAAGAGGGAAUAGUUUCAUGGGCGGAAGAAGACGACUCUUCAAUGCUUAAGCUUGACCGGGAAGAACUGGAGAUGUACAAACGAAGGCCACGUUCCCGGUCACGAGAUUUGUUGGACGAGUCUGAAGCAGAUGACACAAGCAUGUCUAUUGAUUUAUCUUUGGAAGAUAUCUUGGACAACAGAAGAGGCCCAGUACCUUGGACCGAGGAACCAAUACAAUUAAAAAAGACGCCUAGAGAAACAAAAGACGUUCCGAAAGAGACUCUUGAACAAGUGCAACUGAAGCCGGCCAAAAUUGAAAGGAAGUUGAUCCCAAAGGAGGAAUUGGAACACAUUGACCUCAAGCCCGGUCAGAAGCUUGUAAAGGAAGUACCAAAGCCCGAGCAAAUUCAACUUAAGCCGAUUCCUAGGAAAAAGAGAGACGACGACAAACCCGAAACUGGAGUUGAGAAAUUCGCUGAAACAGACGAUACAUCUCUCUUAAAAUUGGAUCGCCAAGUUGAAACCGCUGAAACAAGGAAAGACCGACCAGAUUUUUUGCAGAUGCUUGCAGAAGACUCCGACAAGGCUGAUGUUCCAUUCUUCUGGAAAAGAGGCGGGCCUGCUCCGGAAGUUGUUCAAAUUCGAAACGUCCGCAGUGAAGAAUCCGCCGCUAAGGAGUUGGAACGCUCUGUCCUGCGUUUCAAAGAAGAACAAGAGAGAGAGAAGUUUUCGGAGAUGGAAGACGCAGCAAGACUCGAGGUUGAACGGUCAGUCGAAGAAGAACGAAAACGUGCUGGCCGCUCUCGCCCAGUGCCAUUGGAAGAACCAAAAGCUGAAGCAGUUCCAUGGACGCAAGAGGCAGUCCGCUUGAAACAAACACCACGAGAAAAGAAGGAAAUUCCUAAAGAAACAUUGGAAGAAGUUGACCUUAAACCAACAAAAAUAGGUUCCCGGAAAAUACCUAAAGAGACACUUGAAUCAGUGCAGCUGAAACCGACACCAAAAGAUACCCGUGAGUCUGAGAAACCAGUUCCCAUCUCACUGAAAUCUAUUCCCAGACCUGAACGGCCAAAGGUGACUGAUGACUCACUUGCUAGUUACGUUGAAACUGACGAUAGCAACCUUCUCAACCUUCGAAGACAAGAAGAAGUGAGCAAGAAAACUGAAAAGUCACAGGAAGUUGCGGUCAUGUGGGAGAGGGGGAAGAAAAAACAGACAGUAGAGAAAGUAAGUGAAGAAGAGGACACCAACUUUCUUGCCAUUAAUAAAUCAGAAACAAUAAUAGAGAAGAAAGAGGAAUCAGCAGUAAUGUGGCGCAGGGGUGAGAAACAGGCGAUAGAAAAGGUGGUUGAGACUGAAGAUACUUCUCUCCUAGCACUGCACCAAAGGGAGACAACUCAGGAAAAGAAGCUCGAAGACGCUGUAAUGUGGGAAAGGGGUAAGAAAAAACAAAUAACUCAAGAAACUGAAGACACUUCUAUCCUCAAAGUAAGUCACAAAAACGACGAAAAAGAUGAAACGAGGCAGCCAUAUGAAGAGGUGGAAGAUGUAUCUCAUCUAGACGUUCAAAAGAUGGAAGAAAAGAAGGUAGCCAGAAAACCUGUUCGACAAGAUGAGAAGCCAAAUGAAGCAGUACCUUGGACACAACAAGCCAUUCAGUUGAAAAAGACAACACGUGAAAGGAAAGAAAUUCCAAAGGAAACUUUAGAAACGGUUGACUUAAAACCUUCUAAGCCAAUAAAACGCGAUAUCACUAAAGAAGAGCUCGAACACGUGGACCUUGCACCGAUAGAAAGGAAACCUGCUGAACAUAAGAGACCUGAAACAACUGAUUUGAAACCGCUAAAAAUAAAUGAAGCAACCGCAGAAGUAGUCGAAGAAAAAACAUUUGUUCGACGUGACAAGGUUACAUCAACGGACACGGCUCUGCCCUACUCAGAGGUUGAGGAUUCAUCACUUUUAAAAGUAGAUAAAGAUCAAGAUACUUUACUAAACCAAAAGAUAGCUGAGGAAACUCCAGUAAUGUGGCGUAGAGGAAAAAAGCAACCGAAAGAAGAAAUACCAACGGAUGUCCAAAAAAUAAGAGACGUGGAGGACACGUCACUUUUGAAAUUGGAAAAAGGUGAAGAAAGCACUCCAAAGCCAGUUGAAGCCGCAGAAGCUCCUGUCAUGUGGGAACGAGGCAAGAAAAAGCCGAAAGCGCAGCAAAUAAGUGAAGUCGAAGAUUCUUCUAAGCUGCUGUUAGACAAAACCAAAGAUGUUUCUGAGAAGAAAGAGAGUCCUGUGGAAACGCCUGUUAUGUGGCAAAGAGGGAAAAAGCCUAUCAAAGCUCCAGAGGAUGUUCAGAAAAUUGGUGAGGUGGAGGAUUCAGCAUUCCUUGAUGUUUCUAGAUCCGUCCAAGAAGACAUUCUACCGUCGGAAACACCAGUUAUGUGGAAGCGGGGGAGGAAAACAGGCAAAGUUGAAGAAGACGUUCAGAAAAUUAAGGAGGUUGAAGAUGCAGCCAUUCUUGAUGUUUCUGAAUCUGUUGUAGAGGAGACACAGCCGACAGAAGCUUCAGUGAUGUGGAAACGGGGAAAAAAGACACCAAAACCAGAAGUUGGACCCGUAGAGGAACCAAAGGACAUGCCGUGGACACAAGGAAUUCAGCUUAAGCGAACACCUAAACAAAGAAAGGAGGUGCCCAAAGAAAGUCUGGAAGAAGUUCUUUUAAAGCCGGUAAAAAGGCCUUCCCUGAAACCCGAAGACCAGGGUUUAGUUGAAUUAGUCUCAGUCGAGCAGCCUCAAGUGCUUCCGGAAGAAAAACCUGUGGAAGACAUUGAAGCACCCAGCAACGAACUGGAGAAAAAUUUAGAAAAGACCAAACAUAAAAAAGAACCUUUUGAAACGGCAGACUUGCCAUGGACACAAGAAGCCGUAAAGCUAAAGCGAACCCCAAAGCAGAGGGUAGACAAACCUAAAGAAUCCAUUGAAAAUGUAGAACUGAAACCAUUUAAGAAAAUUGCUUCUGAAGUUCCCGAGCUAAUCGAUGAAAGUGCUAAAAUAGAACCCCUCCCCAAGAAGACGAUUGCGGAAAACGUUCAGCAGCCUGAAGUCAAAAUCGCAGAAAACUUUCCAUGGAAAAGAACGCCUAAGCAAAAGCCAAGCGAUCAACAUCCAGACGAAAUUGAAAUAAAACGAGCUCCCCGAAGACCAAAACCGGACGAAGAGGAAAAGCCCGAAAUUUCACUCAAGCCAAUUAAACAACGGCCAAAAGAGCCAGAAGAAAAGCCAGAUAUUAAGCUGAAACCUUGGAAACGUAGCCCGAAAGAGACGCCAGCCAACGACGAAAAAGAUCUAAUGCCCAAACCGAAGCCAUUUGAUGAAGCACCGCAUGUUGAGCAAGUCAGGUUGAAGCCCGUGCCCAAGCAAAAGCCCUCAGAGGAAGAAACGGAAACGUUUGAGGGACCUUCCGUUGAACAACCUGUGCCAAAGGAAGACAUCCAGCCUCGCGAAGAAGAAAUGCCAGUUCCCUGGAAACGUGGAAAAUUGCAGAGGGACGAGGGUGCACCUCUAGAACAAGUUCAGCUAAAGCGCACCCCUAGACCAAAGCCAAAAUAUGAGGAAGAAAAAGAAGUUGUACAGCUUAAACCAGUCCGUCGCGAUCGCCCUGAGCAGCAGGAAAAAGAUGACGUUCAAUUAAAACCUGUCAGAAAAACUGUCGCUAUAGAGCCCGAGGAAGAUGUCAGCUUAAAACCCAUUGACGAAAGCCAUUUACUUCCAGCUUCAACCACAAGGGAGCUGGAACCUUCAAUGUCAGUGGAAGCACCAAAAGCCGUUCUCGAAACACCGGCCGUCAAGGUGAAGCCGGUAAAGCGGGUCACUAUAAAGGAACCAGCUGAAGAAAUUCGCGAAAUUGAGUUUAAGCCAGACGACAUCCCCGACAGUCAUUCAGUUGUUGAAGAAAUAGCAGAUGUCGCCCAGCCCGUGCCAUGGAAGAGAGGAAAGAAGCCUGAGAGGAAGUUAGAUGAAACUGAAGCGGUGACGCUGAAGCCUGUUCCCCGCAGACCAAAAGAUGAAGAAAUUCAGCCUGAAAUCCCUGAAGCAGUUUUGGCUCCGGUUGAGCCAGCUCCUAUUGGCGAAGAGCGGCCUAAGUCGUGGCAAAGAGGCAGGAAACCAAAACGCGACAUACCCUUAGAAGACGUCACACAGCCAGAGGAGGUUGUCUUGAAGCCUGUAAAACGAGAGCGUAAAACGGAAACCAAUGAGAUCGAGGAAAUAAAACUAAAAGCUACCAAAAGCGUGCAACCAGAAGACACAGCAAAAGAAGAUGCUGCUGUAACGCAUGUUGACGAUGUCCCAUCUGUUGUAUUUAAGCCGGAAGUUCAAUUGAAGACGAAGAAGUAUAAGGAAAAGCCACAGGUUUCAAAAGAACACAUUUCUGAACAGCCUUUGCUAAACGAAGAGCAGACAGAUGAAGCUCCUGCAAAUGUGACUGAGCCAGAAAAAGUGGAGCUGAUAAAGGUUAAAGCUUCAAAGCCAACCAAGCCCGACCAAGACGAGCAACCAAAAGAGGAAUCAAAGCCGUUAUGGCGGCGCAAACGAAUUCGUAUCCCAAAGCCCGUGCCAGGCCGUCCCGAUGACGAAGAAGACGAAGAAAAGCCAGACCUUGUCCCGACACAAGUCGCUGAAGUAAAGGUGGAGCAAGAACAACAGGAGAGUCGAUCGCAAACAGUCGUUACCCUGUCCAAGCGUGAAACGGUUCAAGCCAAAACAAGAACCCAACCCAAAGAAGAGGGACCCGAGCUCGAAGAGCAGCCAAUUUGGCAAAAACAGAUGACCGUUGAGACGCAGUCACGAAAAGUGACUCGCCGAGCUGGCCAAUUCAUUCAAGAAGACACCCCUCUACGUGACUUGGAAAUCGUAACAGCACGGCGAGGGGUUGAAAAGCUGCCCGAAGAGCCAGUUCUAGAAGAAGAAACUCGUGAGGACAAAACAACUGUGCGUCGUUCAAUUGUUCAGCGCUCCACAGCGGAAAUCCUUGGUCCUCAAAAAACAAAACCACCUAAAUUCACAAAACGCCUUGAACCUGUGGCUACAGAGCCAGAAAACCCAGUCAAAUUUGUGUGCCAGGUCGAAGGCGUGCCGUUUCCAGAGCUGACUUGGCUGUACAAUGGAGUGGAGCUCCGCGCGUCCGAAUACGUGGCGAUGACAGUGGUAGAACGUACUGUUACUCUGGAAAUUUCCAAGACAUUGCCGCAACAUGUUGGAGUGUAUUCUUGCAAGGCAUCCAAUCCUGCCGGAGUAGCCAUGUCGACUGCAAACCUAGUUAUUUUAGAAAAAGAAGAGACAGGCGUCGCUCCGCAGUUCACUCAACCGCUUAAGCCACAAAUGGUAAAGCCGAACGAAACGGCGACUCUUCGUUGUCUCGUGCGAGGAGAGCCCACCCCUUUAGUGCGCUGGUACCAAGGAGACCAGGAAGUGAAGCCAGACUCAACGCGGCGCCUUAGUUUCGACCAGAAGACUGGCACGGCCACAAUGACCCUGCUUGAGCCGACACCCGAGGAUGAGACGAUAUACAGGGUGGUAGCCACCAACAAGUUUGGCCGCGCUGAGUGUCGCGCUAACCUCAUUCUCGGAGAACAGGUGGCUGUUACCAAGCCUGAGGUGAUGCACGCUCCUCGGAUCACGGAACCUCUGAAGGCCAUCCUAGCGGUUAAGGGGACACCUGUGGUCCUUACGGCUGACUUUCAAGGCAGCCCGCAGCCCGAAGUUCGCUGGUAUCGCAAUGGCAAGGAGAUUGUGCCAGGAAUGGACAAGGACAAGGAAAUUGUAACAGAGCCGGGCCGUACUGAGUUGCACAUACCGUCAAUCACAAAGCAGCACAGCGGAAAGUAUGAAGUCCGCGCUAUGAAUCCAGCUGGAGAGGCUCGCACAUCAGGCUCUGUCGCUAUCCGAGAGAGGGACGACAACGACAUGAAGGACGUGCGUGCGCCCCGCUUUAUUGAACCGUUGGAACCUCAAAUUGUGGCCGAGGGAGAGUGUGUCAUUCUGGAAGCGCGAGUGGACUCGUACCCUACCUGUUCUUUCCAGUGGUUCCUGCACUCCGUACCGGUCAAGUCUUCGCCAGAACUCCGGAUAGUAACUGAAGACAAUCGGUCAGUUUUGGUGGUCCGCGAAGUUCUCCCCGAGCACUCCGGUGACUACACGUGUCGUGCGGAGAAUGCUGUUGGCUCUGUCACGUCCACCGCCACCUUAAGCGUUCUGCCAGAAACAGAUUGGGAGGGUACAACGGAGCUGGAGAUGGUGUCUCCGCAGUUUGUCCAGCCCACGACAAGUUUGAAAGUGAUGGACGGAGAAAAAGUUACGUUCACCUGUCAAGUCGUCGGCAAACCGACUCCACGGAUUACUUGGCGCCACAACGGACAACCAAUCAAGGAGGCCAAGGAUGUCGUCAUCUACCAAGACCAGGGGGGUUUGUGCAAACUUGCAAUAUCUGAAGUGUUCCCGGAGGACGCGGGGCUGUAUUCAUGUGAAGCUUUCAAUACUGUGGGUGAAGCUAUUUGCACUGCUUCACUUGUUGUGGAAGCUUACGAAUAUGUACCUGACUCGGAAAUAGCCUCUGUUGCGGUUGACUUGAAUUUAGCUACGGCGGAGGAAGACUUACUUGAUAAGGAAAGUCUGUCAUCACUCGAGGAUCAAGAGCUGCAGGCGCCUCACUUUGUCACCCCUCUUGUACAAGCGACACCAAGCCGGGAAGGAGAGCUGGUUCGUCUGGAAGUAAAAGCUGUUGGCAAUCCUAAACCAACUGUGCGUUGGUACAAACAAGGCAUCGAAAUUCAGCCCAACAAGGACUUCCAGGUUGAGAACUUUGAAGAUGGCACGUCCGUCUUGACUAUUAUGGAGAUUUUCCCUGAUGAUGUUGGAGAAAUUUCUUGUGAGGUUCAAAAUGAGCUGGGAGUUGACCAAACUACCACUGAAUUGCAGGUGCACAGUAUUCUGGGGACCAAGGAAUACCGGAAGCCAGAGUGGGUAACCCAAAUGGAAGAGUUGAAGGAUGCCCUUAAAGCUGUUCAAGCGGUACCUAGCAUAGAAGUGGAACUUCGUGACACUUAUGUGGAGGAGCUGGAUACUGUUGUUUUUGAGUGUGUCUAUUCUGGAACACCCAAACCAGACAUCAUUUGGUAUCAUGACGAUCAGAUCGUGCGAAAUACUGAAAAGGUAAAAAUUACAAUUGAAGAGAGUAAAACUACAUGUACAGUCAAAUAUACCAACCCCGAAGAUGCCGGAAUAUAUGUAUGUAAGGCAACAAGCGAUAUUGGAAUGGCGAUAACAAAGGCGAAGUUGAGUGUUACUGAACUCGACGAAGAUAGAAAGGCUGACAAAAUGAUACAAAUGGCACAAGAGGAAGAAGAAAAAGUUAAGAUGGAACAGGUAAAACUUGAAAAGAAGCGCGAAAAAAAGAAACGAAGGCCGCGUUGGGGCUUAACAGAUGAAAGGGAUCAUGUUUCUGUUGAUGAAGUACAAGUAUUGGAGUCAACGGAUCACUUCGUCGAAAAUGUUGAUUCGGCCACUGCUCAUCGAAGACAGUCGAUUCAGGACUCUGUAGCUAUUUCCGCAGUUGCUUCCUGCAAGAAAGUAGAUGAACCAAAGUCGUCAGAGAAACCCAAAGACAGAGCUCAACCUGUGUUGUCUGAAAGGGAAGGCGUUUCUGUUAGCGAAGCAAUUCCAGAUCAUGCCGCAAGUGAUCUGAUUGCAGCAAAAAAACCCAAACUUCGCAAGGCAAAACUGUCAGAGUCAGAACGAUUAGAAGAAGUUAAAGUUACCGUGGUAAAGGUUCAAGAAAUUAUAAAGACGCAGAAGACGAAAAUUGCCAAGGAAGUUGAGGAUAUAAUGGAGCUUAUGAACGCCCGUGAAUUUGGUCCAGGUGAACUGCCCCUUCGCGAACUCGCUCAAAUUGGGUUCCUUGUCCGGCAUGGCGUGUCUGUUCGUGAAAUUGAGUCCGUAUAUCACGAAACUGACCAAUUCCCCGCCCUACGAACGCCGGCUGCGCAGUCAGCCCUCGUGUCACUAGUUGAACGAGAGGGACACAGCACUUUGAUAUCACAAGUACUUACGGAGGAAACCACGGCAGACGAAACCACUGUUGCAAAAACUGUCGGUUUUAGAGCCUUUAUGCGGAUGAUAGAGCUAUGCCACGUGACCGUCGAAGAAGUGCUGACCCAUUUUAGCCCUCAAGAUUUCCAGAUGCCUGUAUGGGCAACAACAGAAGCGUCAGAGGUGGAGAUCAAGCAGCUCAGUACGGUUAGGGUUACGCAACGGACUAAAGUUCUUACUGAUCAAAAAGAAAUUGUCAAGAAGCGGACAUCGCGUCGCGAGGACGAGAUAGAAGAAACCCUUGAAGAGACCGAAGUAAAGAAACGCAGCGAACUCGUCACACAAGGACACACGUCACCGGUUAGAGACGAGGGUCCUACAAUAUCAGAGAUCCAAGAAGAUGUCCCUGAUGAAUCCGGUGAAACAGACACGGCAAUUGUGACUCUAGCAGAUGAUAUAAAGUCACCUGCCACGUUUGAAAUGCCUGAUAGUGGCGUCGUUACCAAAACUCAAAAAGAAGUAAAGGCCUCAAGAAUGAAAAAGAGCGUAUCAAAAUCUACUCGCAGAGCUACUGAGGAACAAGAAGAAGAGGUACAAAUAGAAGUUGAAGUAGUAGGAGGGGGCAAGAAAGUAAUCAAGAAAACUCUCCGUGCUCAGCUGCCGGAUGAAACAGAUGAAUACAUUGAAGAAGAUUUUAUCGGCGAUAUGAAAGGUGUCGAAAAAGCCGAAAUAAUAGGACUGCCUGUUUUUUCUCCAUCCAGUGUCAUUCAAACAACACCGAGUGAGAUGCCUACUCAAUUGUUGACUGGCAAGGACGUACCGAAGGACAACGCUAAAGUCACUAUACUAACUCACACAUCGUUGAAAGAAGAAGAAAUCCAACCACAUGAACAAGAGAUAAACAAGGUUAGUUCUUCAACAAAAUCGGCCUCCGCAGUUUCAACACAGGAUUUAAUUGAACCAGUUUCAGUUAUACAACCCCACGUCGAAACAAUCUCAGUUGAAUUUGGUGGUUUGUUCAAGCCCCAGUCGUUUGAAGCAAACCAAUCUCUUGUACAAAAUGAAGGGAUUGUAGUGAGUGAAACCCGUGUAGACCAAUCUGCUAUCGAUACAGAAAAAAUUCUUAUGCAACGGUUACAGGCAAAUGUUUCAAUUAUUACAAAAGAAGCAACCUGCAUAACAGAAACAGAAAUUUCUGACAAGGAAAAUAAAUUUGUCUCGGACAAAGAACCCUUAAGGCUACACGCUGAAAAGUCGAUUGACGCACAUGAAACCUAUUCGGUACUGGAGGUGGAAGAAGGUUUACGAGAAGAAAACUUAGACAUUUCUUCGAAGCCUCAGGGCGUUAAACCAAAACUUAACAUAUCACCUAAAGAGUCAGUCCAAGUGAGCGAAGUAUUUUCAGAAACAAAACCCAGCAAGUAUGUUCCCGAAUUGAUCGUUGCGACGGAAACGGCCACUGAGUCGGUUCUCACAAGACUAUCACUGACAACAAGUGAAAUGCAAGCACCUGAGGCUGAAGGCCAGUUUGUUCCUGGCCGGAUCCCUCCAUCGCAACAAGCUCUUCAAGGAAUAAGACCGGUAGAAGCGGCGAUAACGUCUUCGCAAUCAGUUCAAGAAAAAGAAGGUGACCUGUCAGCAUUACGACAACCAGAAGAAUCCCAGGCAUCGGAGGAUUUUACUACUCAAGAAGGUGUUGUUAUCAGCUUAACGCAGGCACAAGACAGUGAGAAGCCGUUUGACACAGAGAGUCCAGAAACAAAGAUAGGCGAAGUAGGCGUUCUGCAGCAACUGUCCAUCAUGUCUACGCUGACAACAUCAAUAGAAAAAGAAGGUUUGUUAUCUCCCCAAGAUUCUCCCAGUGCUCGGACUGCUGUCACGUCAAUUAAUUGUUUAGAAGCGUCAGGAACUACAAGUCCAGUUAAGCUUGAAUUUGAGAGUGAAUUCAUUCCAAAGAAAACUCCUAGUGGAGCCAUAGCUGACAGGACGAUACGAGAAGAAGAAUCUGUUGGAGUAACUGAGAUUCAAACAAGUGACGCUCCGUCUGAUUUCACAGGCGAGCUCAGGUACAAGACAGACGAAGCUGUCCGUUGCAUCGAAUUUUCUGAAGCCACUGAGGUGACUGAAACUCUUUUGCAAGAUAAAGAAGCUCCUAUGAAAAUAAAAGACGAACCAUCUCCGUGUACAGUUGGUACCGGAUAUAGAACUCAGUUUAGUGUUUCGGUCCUUGAGACACAAAGCGGUGAAAAAGAGGAAAUGUUAAAUGUGUAUGAACUACCAGACUCUCAUAAGGGUAAGUUAGCGCCAACGCAUCCCGCUGUUGCCCUCCAAAUUGAAGAAGUGUGUCCUGAUGGUAACUUAAGUGACAUAAAGAAAGACCUUCCAACGGUUGAAAAGGCAAUGACCGAUCAAGAAACCUUAGUUGAGACUGUUGUUCAAGAAGCCGUGGUUGCAGAGGGUCUCGCCAUUCAUAAAACUGGGGCUCCAGUUGAUUCAAAGCUGGCCGAUAUAGUUGUAUUAGAAUAUGAGGCAGCUUCAAGAAAUGAAGUGUAUCUCCAAGAUAAAGAAGAAGUGUACAAAAGUGCAUCUGCUCCCAAAGAGUAUUUUGCUCAAACUGAAAUAAGUGGACAAAGUUUACCCAUAACUUCUGAAGUUUUAGCCCAGGAUUCUGCAGAUUAUCUUGAAAGAAAACCAUUAAAAGCGGAGAAGGCCAAAACAGACCAGCCUACGGUGGAAGGUUUAAUUAUAGUUCAGUCAGAACUUAUAGAAAAAGAAGGGGACUUGUCCCAAAAUAUUUUGCCGGAGUCCAAAACUGCUAACAUCCAAAUGGCUGACCAAGUUACGGGUAUUUCAGUUGUAGACGUGGUUCCACAUGAAAUGGAAGCUGACCUUCAGUUGCAUGCAGCACCAAAACCCAUUAACGCUGAGCCUUCUUAUCCUUCUAGAGAAGUUGCGGUUCAGAGUGUGGUAUUUCCUGGGCAUUGCUCUGAAGAAAUGCCUGAGGAAAUGCGAAUUACAGGAAAAGCAAAACCAAUGAGUCAACCAUUUAGUGAACUUGUGAUUACAGAAACAGCCGUAGGGGAAGCAUCAAACGAACUUCCUAAGGACAUUCAACCAAGUUCCCACUCUGCACAAAUUCUUCUCAGUACGAACGAAAGCAUAACAUUAACUGAGGUUGUAUUAGACUCAAAGGAGUCAGACCUGGCCGCCGAUAUAACGCCCAUGCAUCGAACGGCGUCCUUUGAUUUGUCCGCCCAUGAAGUGGCUCAAAAAGAGGAGACCAUUCUUGACCAGAAACUAGGAGAGUGGCAAAGGUUGUCUCCAGUAAAAGAAACUGCGUCUCCUGGGCAAGAUGGUCUGCAGAUUGCAGUUCUCACUCAAACAUCGACGGGUGAAAAGGAGGGAGAGUAUUCAGCAGCAGCUGUGCCAUUUAAACAUACAGCUGAGGUACUUUAUGAAGACGCUGCUCAAGUUGUGUCUAUAAAAGAAACGUGUCCCGAAGAUCGGGAAGACGUUCUGAAGCCAGCAGAAACUCCAAAGGCUUAUGUUGCUACUCCAGACGUAUUUUCGCGAGCUGUUGCUGAAACAAAUGAAGUUAUUCCUAAUAUCCACGCGGGGGUAGUCAAGAGUGAAGUCCCCGCGUUUGUGCAAGCUAAGCAGGAGCAACUUUCUUUACAAACAGUAACAGUAUAUGAGACAGAAACAAAUGAAACAGAAGGCGCCUACCAUGUAGAAAGCAAGCCAGAAACAAAGGUCGCGUCAUCGGCAUACGAAGAGGAACGGGGAAUUUCAGUUACUGAAAUAACUACUCAAGAAAAGGAAAGCCCGUUUUCUACACUUGAAACACCAUUGCUACGAGCAUCUGUGCCUGAAAUGCAUGGCCACGAAAUUGCACAAAGUUCAGAAGUUGUUCCUGUUGCUUCUGUGGAAAAUUUACUAGUUUCUUCUCCAGUUUCUGUUCAUGCAAACGUAGACCAAUUAGUCCUUCGAAGUGUUGAGGCAAUGGAGACUGCUGUAGCAGAAAAGGAAAGCCGUCUUGUUGACAGUACUCUUCCUGACGCAAAAUUAGCUGACGUUUCGUAUUCUGAAGAUUCAUCUGUGGUUGUAACGGAGACAUUUUCUCAUGACAGGGAAACUGAUUUGGAUCAAAUUGCGGCUCCUGAUCAAAAGUUUGCCCAAACAAAUGUAAGCGGCCGCGAAGUAGCGACGAAUUUGCAGGUUGUUGCGGAAACAAGUGUUUCUGAGAUUCCAAUAGCAGAAAAUCGGUUUGAGCACGCUUUUCCAGAUCAGAUUCCACAUCAAUCGAUAGUGCAAUCCGUGACAGCAGCUGAAGAGCAGGAGGCGCAUUUUGAAAGUCACCGAUCUUUCGACACAAAAACGGCUUCGGCAGUUUUCCAAGAGCAAACAAGCGUCAGCGUAAUAGAAAUUAUUGUUGACAACAAAGAAUGCACUCUUUUACCAGGAGAAUCACCCAUGGGAAAGCAAGCUGAUUUGAAUGUGGUUACGCAAGAAAUUGCUGUUAAAAGUGAGAUAGAUAGUCACUUAUGUUUGGGAAACGUCAAAGACGAUGUUCCUCAACAAGCUCAGGCUUUUUCACAGCAUCUUCCGUUUGAAAGUAUACAGCAAACAGAGCCCGUUAUUCAGGAAACAGAAGUUGACUCCGACUUUAAAAAUUUGCAACCUAAAAAAUUAGCGUCGAUUCUCCUAGAUGAAAUGGCCAGUAUUCAGGUCGCGUCAGUUGAUGUCGGUGAAAAAGAAUCGGCAUUUGAAUUAUCACUUCAACCAAAAGAGCAGGUAGCUGUCCCAGAUAUAUCUGGCAAGGAAGCAGCGUCUCAGUACCUUAUUACUGCGGAAUCAUCUGCGGGUCCUUUUAAGACGGACAAGCCAUCCACGAGUACAGCAACUUCUGAACAAGUUCCUUUGGAACACUUGUCCACCACCAUAACAUCAACAUCUGAAAAGGAAUCGAACUUUGUCGAUACCAUAAUAGAUCACCGUCACGCUGAAAUGGAUUUUGAAGCAGGCAAAACUGUUGAAGUUUCAGAAGUCACACUUGCUGAAAAGGAAACCAAGUAUGUCUCUCCAGAAAUUCCGAAAAGCAGAAAUGCACAAUCGGUACUGACCGAGACUAAAGAAGUGGCUGAAAAUAUGCAAAUUUUGCCUGAAUUGGGUCUUGCAGAAUUUUCUUGUGAAGGAUUGAAAAAGGAUCAUGCAUCUUCUGGACAGGAUACACUACAGGGUGUUCUCAUUUCUCAAGAGCAAGUACAUGAGAAUGAAGUUGAAUUUUCUGGCAAAUUUAGUCCUGUGGUAAAACAUGCUGCAGUAUUCGUUGAGGAGGGAAAGGCAGUGAAUGUAGUGUCCCUUGUAGAAACUAUCGAUAAAGAGUUAUCCUUAAAUUCAUUAGAAACUCCUGCAGAAAAGAAAGCGGCUCUUGACGUGUCUGUCCAUGAAAUCGCACAAACUUCUCAGGUCAUGACUGGCAUGUGUUUAGGAGACCUAACGCCCGAAGAUGUUCCAAAAGGAAUAGCAACGUUGGACCAGCUGGCGCUCCAGAGUAUUCAAACGAUAGAAACAGUACUGACUGAAAAGGAGUCUGAAUUUACGGACUUUUUAAGAACAGUUGUUUCUGCGGCAGAACCCAUACUUGAAGAACAAAGAGGAUUGCAAAUUUCUGAAGUUACAGUUGAUGACAAAGAGUCAACCUAUGAAUUACCUGAAGUACCGUUGCAUAGAAAGGCACACCCAGACGUGUCCGCGAAAGAAGCUGCUGAAAUAACAACGGUACUGACCCAACAAAGCGUUGACAAUUUAACACCAUCAAUUCCAAGUUUAGCCAGUGCCAAGCCUUCGCAAUCUACUUUCGAAGGUCUUCAGAGAACGGAGCCUGUUAUUGCGGAACAAGAACUGACAUUUGAAAAGAAUGUCGUUAGGCCUGAGACAAGUGCAAGCAUUACCUUAGAAGAAUGCGGGGGCUUAACGGUGUCAGUUGUGGACAGCCAUGAAAAGGAGGGUGCUAUGCCUGAGUCACAAAUGCCAAGUACCAAACGAGCAGUUGCAGAUAUAGGCUUAAAAGAAGUAGCGGAGUCUUUUGAAGUACGACCUGGUUACGCACCAGGAGAAAUUGAAACAAAACCAACAAAAAAAGGGACGGCCACUGUUCAACAGAGUUUGUUGGAAUCAAUUUUGCAGCAAGAAACAUUUGUGCAGGAAACAGAAAACACACUAGACAAAGAUAGUUCGCCUGCUGCGAAAAAUGCCAUUAUUCAUCUAGACGAGCAACCUGCCGUUAGAGUGAGUCAAGUUUAUAGUGAAGAUAAAAUUGAAUCUUUUGAAUCCCCCAAUGUGCCAAAAGGACAAAAGGCCAUAUCAGACGUUGUCAGUCAGGAAGGUAUUGUGACAACUGUUGUGGAUAGUCAGAUGCAUUCUGUGCAAAAAGACGAACCUUUUGUCUUGCAAUAUGAAAAGGCUCAUCAUGGUCAAGAACCAAAGGAAGCAAUAACAAUCACUGAGGGAAUAAUCCAAGAAAAAGAAGGGAAAAUGCAAGAAAAAAUAACGCCAUCCGCAAAAACGGCUGAUUUGCAAAUAGAUGGACAAACAUCAGCUACAAUCUCUGAAACAGUCGUGCAAGAGAAAGAGGAAGACAGAAAAGCAGAAGCGCGACCAAUCAGAGCAGUUGCUCACAUGGAUAUCUUGGGUCAAGAGAUUGCUGACAAACUUGAAGUUUUGACAGAAUACGCCAUUGACAACUUGGAAACUCAUAAACGCUCUGAAGCAACUGCCGUUAACGCACAGUCAACUGUAGAAGCCGUACUUCAAUCACAAGCUUUACUUCACGAAAAAGAAACGGAUUUGCCAGAAGAAUUUGAGAUGACCUCCAAAAACGCAAACGUGAUUAUCCAGGACACCCAGUCAGCAGCUAUUGCAUCCCAAGUCAUUCCAGACGACAAAGAAGGUAUGUGUAUUUCAGACGAAACACCACAAUUGCAAAAGGCAAAAAUAGACUUGUUAAGUCGAGAAACUGCAGAAAACACGCUUGUUUUCUCUAUACAAACCGCAUCAAAUAUGCCUCAAAGUUUUGCUCCUUCUCAAAAACAUGCAUUACAUCAACAGUCGACUUUUGAGUCAGUAACACAAAUUGAAACCCCAAUCCACGAGUGCGAAGAGAUCCUAAAACAAAAACAAAAGCCAGACGAGAUGAAAGCAAGUUUCCAAUUCGAGACAGGAAAAAGCAUAACAGUUACAGAGGUCGUGACCGAAGACAAAGAAGGAUUUGUAGCAGGUACUGAACCAAAACAGGAAAUAGCUCGCCCAGAUGUGUGUGAACAAGAGACAGCACAACAAUCCAUGACAAUUCCUGAAAUGAACAUCACGCCGCUGUCAACAAAUUAUCCAGAACUUUCGAGGGCAAAAACAACAUUACCUGUAGCUGCUCAUGGAAUAAUUGUAACAGAACACAGCAAUGCUGGUGAAGUUGAGAAUUAUCUGCCAUCUCUAGUUAAACCUUCAUCCAAAAACAUCCAAAUUACCCUUGAGGAGCACGAGUCCAAUAUAAUCGUCACUGAGGUGCAAGAUGAGCGCCGCGAAGAACUGCUAGAAGACACCCAACCAACAAAACAACACCAUGCAACAGAAAAAGAUAUAUCAACAGAACUUGAAACACCGGACAACAUAAAAGCCACUGGUAACGUCACCCCAAUUCCAUCCACAGAGCAUAGUAGACUGGUUGCAGCCGAGAAGGUCCCAUUAGAGUUGCAACAAAAAGAAGAAGACAAAACUACUGUACUGGAUGAAAAAAGGCCACAAGAACAGACAACCUCAGUAGAAAUCACGUCGCCCGUUGUCCCAAAGGUAACUGCAGAAGACGUUACGAUUGAAGAGCGUGAAGGAAAGCCAAAGAAAAGAAAGAGUCCUAAGGAGAACCGGGAAGUGCUGAAAGACGUGAAAACGAACGGAGAAAAGAUUUCUGAUACAAAAAAACUACAACCUAUCAAACUUGAGCGCAAGGAAAUUAAGGCUCAGAAACCACUUGUCACUGAGCCAGAACAGCCACAAUUUGCCACGGUUAAGCUAAAAAAGGCUCCAUUGCAGAAAAAAGACCAGCCAAAACGGGUGUCAUUUUCAGUCCCGAAAUUAAAAAGUAGAAUUCGAUUUGUUGACUUUCCACCUGAGACUCAAAAAGAACAGAAACCUAUCGUCACGUAUCUUGGAUCCAAACUUGACCAAGGCAUUCUUUCCCGCAAUGCUCGAGAAGCUUUAAAAGUUUUGAAAUCAAAACCUGUUAAAGUCGAGUUGCCGGAAGACCUUGAAAGACCGGUUUUAGAAAAAGUUCAAUUUGAUAAAGACGAUAUUCAGGAGGUACAACAAGCAAAGCUAGAAGAUACGUGGUCACCAGAGCCAAAGGUAGGAAAACCAAGUGAUGAACCAACGCCAAAAAAGCUAAAAAUUGGCAAAGGAAAAAUUCCAGUUGCUGAUGAGCUUGAAGAAAAAGUAACCCUCAAGAAAAUUCCAACUAAACCAACUGAAAAUGAACCAGAAGAGGUUAUUCCCAUGAAAGAUGUUAAGCCCACAACUUCCGAUGAAACAAAAGCCCCUGAAGACGAAGAACUGACCAUGGGGCCUAUACCAAGAAUCUCACCGGUCCCCAGCGGAUUUGAAGACGAAAUGCCUGCACCCGAAGAAACCCCAGAACUACCAGAUAAGCAGAAAACACUUGAACCAAAAGCACGACAACGCAAGAAAAAACCUAGCAAGACACCGGAAACAGAGGAGACCCUGUUAAAGAAAGGCACUCCAAAGACAGUGUUACCUGAGCAGCCGGAUGAUAUAACACUUAAAAAGAAACAAGGAGUGCCUACACCAGAAGAGCCUGAAGAAAUCAAACUAAAGCCAUGGACAAAAGAAAAGCCAGAGGAAGAGAAAAAGCCAAAAGACAUUGAUGUAGGUGUUCCGCUGCCAUUUGACUCCGAACGACCUGAAGAAGAUUUAAGUCCAAAACAGUUUGAAAUGGUAGACAAAGAGAAAGGAAAGAAGAAAAAAGUUCUUAGAAAGAAAUCAAUACAAACGCCUCUCAAUGAAGAGAUUCCACAGGAGAGUUUUGAAGUAACAGAAAACCUACAAGAAACGCCUUUGGAAAAAGAAACGCCAAGAAUCACAGAAGAAAAGCCAUUAGUACUGAACAAGGCCUCGCUGGAGGAUAAGGUUGUCCCAGAAACGGUGUCAGAGGAAACAGUGGCACCUGAUGACAUACCUAAGAAAGUAAAACGUACAAAACAAAAACCAAAGACCGCAGAAGAAGAAACACCCUUAGAAACACCACAAGAGACAAAUGAGGAAACAUCGGACAAACCGGUGCAGGAAGAAAGGCCCGAGACAACGACAAAACCGGAAAAGGCAACGGAAAAGAAAACAAAGCGCAAAAAGUCAGUACCCCUUGAAAUAAUUGAGACACCAAAAGAGGAAACAGUACUUGAUGAAUCUGCCCACAUUCCCGAGAAAACUGAACCCCAGGAAGAAGAUUCAAAAGUUAUAAUUGAGUCGAAACCGGAGGUAGAAGAGACAGCUUCCAACGACACGACACUGCAGAAGAAAACUGUCAAAAAGAAGAAAAAGGUGCCAAAGCCAGAUGAAAAGCCUGACAUUGUCCUCGAUGUUGAUUUAGACGAAGAAAUCGAGAGACCGGUUCUGGAAAAAUACGAACCCACCCCAUUUGUCCCUAAAAAGAAACAGGUUGAACAGGAAAAGAAAGAAAAGCUGAAAGGACUGGAAAAACAAACCAUUGUGCGAACAGACGUGACAACGCCUAAAAAGGUACAGGUGGUUCCGGUCGAUGAAGUGCCCCAGUUAGCUACAAUCAAGCUUAAAAAGGCAACUCCAGUUAAGCGUGACGAUAGAAGGUCGGUUUCGUUGCCCAAGUUCCUCCUGAAAAGUCGAAUCACGCGGGUUCCCUACCCACCAGAAGAACAUAUUCCUGUGAUCACAAACAUUGGUGCCAAGCGAGAUGCGGGUGUUCUAUCCCGAAAUGCUGAAGAGGCAAUGAAGGUUCUCAAGAAAAAGCGAAAGAAGGUCAAACUGCCAGAAGAUGGGGAUCGUCCGGAACUAGAAGAGUAUGUGCCUUUUGAAGAUGAAGAAGGUCCCACAAAACCAGAUGAGGAAUUAGAACCAAAGCCACGCGACGAGAAGCCUCAGAAACCAGAGGAAGAAGCUCCUGCACCAACUAAGCUAGAGCUGAAAAAGGGAACGGUUCCAGAAACGGAUGAAAAACCGGAGGAUGUGAAGCUCCGAAAGAUUCCUGAAAAGCCCGCAGAGCCAGAAGCACCUACAGAAAAGAAACCAAAGAGAAGCAGUAAGGAUGAAGAAAAGACAAAGCCAACAAAAGAAGAAGAAACGGUAGAUCUGAAACCAUAUGAGCCUUACGAUAUUCCUCAAGAGGAGGUCGAGUUGGAAACACCGGAGAAAAUGCCGUUUGAAAAACCAGAAAAAGAGGUUGUUCCCGAAAUCAAGCCCAAGAGAGUCAAGCCGGACAAGAAAAAACCCGAGCCAGAAGUAAUUGAAUCCAUUCUUGUUCCUGGAGUGCCCAAGCCAAAGCCAGACGAAGAACCAGAAGACGUCAAAUUUAAAAUUAAACAGGGGCCUGUACCGGAAGAUAAACCAGAAGAGAUCAAACUCAAACCAUUUACAAAAGAUAAACCUGCUCCAGAACCCGCAGAGGUUGAUUCCGGAAUUAAACUGGAACCCACUGAUCACACUGAAGAGGCCGAAGAUUUGGAAUUAAAGCCAGUCAAGGACAGGGACUCUAAGAAAAAACGAAAGAAGUCGGUCCCUGUUGACAAACCAGAUACAACAAAAACAGAUGAAGAACCGACAGAAACACAAGACGUUUCCCCACAAAAACAAGAUGAUUUGCAGGAUUCGAAGCCUGAACCAAGGUUGGUUCCCGAACAAAAAGAAACGGUAGUUGCAGAUGAUGUUCCAGUAUCCGACGUUUCUCGUGAUGACGGUCCAGAAGCAUUACCGGCUGAUUCCAAACCCGAUGCAGAAGAGACUCCAGCCGACGACACAACAUCAAAAAAGAAAAUUGUCAAAAAGAAGAAAAAGUUGCCCAAGCCGGAUGAUAAGCCUGACAUUGUCCUCGAUGUUGAUUUAGACGAAGAAAUCGAGAGACCGGUUCUGGAAAAAUACGAACCCACCCCAUUUGUCCCUAAAAAGAAACAGGUUGAACAGGAAAAGAAAGAAAAGCUGAAAGGACUGGAAAAACAAACCAUUGUACGAACAGACGUGACAACGCCUAAGAAGGUACAGGUGGUUCCAGUCGAUGAGGUGCCCCAGUUAGCUACAAUCAAGCUUAAAAAGGCAACUCCAGUUAAGCGUGACGAUAGAAGGUCCGUAUCGUUGCCCAAGUUCCUCCUGAAAAGUCGAAUCACGCGGGUUCCCUACCCACCAGAAGAACAUAUUCCUGUGAUCACAAACAUUGGUGCCAAGCGAGAUGCGGGUGUUCUAUCCCGAAAUGCUGAAGAGGCAAUGAAGGUUCUCAAGAAAAAGCGAAAGAAGGUCAAGCUGCCAGAAGAUGAGGAUCGUCCGGAACUAGAAGAGUAUGUGCCUUUUGAAGAUGAAGAAGGUCCCACAAAACCAGAUGAGGAAUUAGAACCAAAGCCACGCGACGAGAAGCCUCAGAAACCAGAAGAAGAAGCUCCUGCUCCAACUAAGCUAGAUCUGAAAAAGGGAACGGUUCCAGAAAUGGAUGAAAAACCGGAGGAUGUGAAGCUUCGAAAGAUUCCUGAAAAGCCCGCAGAGCCAGAAGCACCUACAGAAAAGAAACCAAAGAGAAGCAGUAAGGAUGAAGAAAAGACAAAGCCAACAAAAGAAGAAGAAACGGUAGAUCUGAAACCAUAUGAGCCUUACGAUAUUCCUCACGAGGAGGUUGAGUUGGAAACACCGGAGAAAAUGCCGUUUGAAAAACCAGAAAAAGAGGUUGUUCCCGAAAUCAAGCCCAAGAGAGUCAAGCCGGACAAGAAAAAACCCGAGCCAGAAGUAAUUGAAUCCAUUCUUGUUCCUGGAGUGCCCAAGCCAAAGCCAGACAAAGAACCAGAAGACGUCAAAUUUAAAAUUAAACAGGGGCCUGUACCGGAAGAUAAACCAGAAGAGAUCAAGCUCAAACCAUUUACAAAAGAUAAACCUGCUCCAGAACCCGCAGAGGUUGAUUCCGGAAUUAAACUGGAACCCACUGAUCACACUGAAGAGGCCGAAGAUUUGGAAUUAAAGCCAGUCAAGGACAGGGACUCUAAGAAAAAACGAAAGAAGUCGGUCCCUGUUGACAAACCAGAUACAACAAAAACAGAUGAAGAACCGACAGAAACACAAGACGUUUCCCCACAAAAACAAGAUGAUUUGCAGGAUUCGAAGCCUGAACCAAGGUUGGUUCCCGAACAAAAAGAAACGGUAGUUGCAGAUGAUGUUCCAGUAUCCGACGUUUCUCGUGAUGACGGUCCAGAAGCAUUACCGGCUGAUUCCAAACCCGAUGCAGAAGAGACUCCAGCCGACGACACAACAUCAAAAAAGAAAAUUGUCAAAAAGAAGAAAAAGUUGCCCAAGCCGGAUGAUAAGCCUGACAUUGUCCUCGAUGUUGAUUUAGACGAAGAAAUCGAGAGACCGGUUCUGGAAAAAUACGAACCCACCCCAUUUGUCCCUAAAAAGAAACAGGUUGAACAGGAAAAGAAAGAAAAGCUGAAAGGACUGGAAAAACAAACCAUUGUGCGAACAGACGUGACAACGCCUAAGAAGGUACAGGUGGUUCCAGUCGAUGAAGUGCCCCAGUUAGCUACAAUCAAGCUUAAAAAGGCAACUCCAGCUAAGCGUGACGAUAGAAGGUCCGUAUCGUUGCCCAAGUUCCUCCUGAAAAGUCGAAUCACGCGGGUUCCCUACCCACCAGAAGAACAUAUUCCUGUGAUCACAAACAUUGGUGCCAAGCGAGAUGCGGGUGUUCUAUCCCGAAAUGCUGAAGAGGCAAUGAAGGUUCUCAAGAAAAAGCGAAAGAAGGUCAAGCUGCCAGAAGAUGAGGAUCGUCCGGAACUAGAAGAGUAUGUGCCUUUUGAAGAUGAAGAAGGUCCCACAAAACCAGAUGAGGAAUUAGAACCAAAGCCUCGCAACGAGAAGCCUCAGAAACCAGAAGAAGAAGCCCCUGCUCCAACUAAGCUAGAGCUGAAAAAGGGAACGGUUCCAGAAAUGGAUGAAAAACCGGAGGAUGUGAAGCUUCGAAAGAUUCCUGAAAAGCCCGCAGAGCCAGAAGCACCUACAGAAAAGAAACCAAAGAGAAGCAGUAAGGAUGAAGAAAAGACAAAGCCAACAAAAGAAGAAGAAACGGUAGAUCUCAAACCAUUUGAGCCCUACGAUAUUCCUCACGAGGAGGUCGAGUUGGAAACACCGGAGAAAAUGCCGUUUGAAAAACCAGAAAAAGAGGUUGUUCCCGAAAUCAAGCCCAAGAGAGUCAAGCCGGACAAGAAAAAACCUGAGCCAGAAGUAAUUGAAUCCAUUCUUGUUCCUGGAGUGCCCAAGCCAAAGCCUGACGAGGAACCAGAAGAUAUCAAACUUAAAAUAAAACAAGGACCUGUACCCGACGACUCUCCAUCUGAGGUUUCUUUGAAACCUUUCCCGAAACCUGUUGCAGAUGAAGAGAAAGGCCCUGAAGAAUCGUUAACGCUUCCAAAGCCUGCCAGAAAAGUUGCUGAACCAGUUGACGAAGAAUCCGUUCAGGUAACCAUGAAGAAACGGAAGCCGAAACCAACUGUUGUUGACGAAGUUGCAGAAGAAGUAACCAUAAAGAAGGUAUUACCUGAAGAACCUACGGACGACAGGGAAGAGCCCGCAGAGUCAUUUACAAUCCAGAAAAAAACCCAACCACACGCAGAUGAAGCUCCUGACGCGUUAACUGUUCACAAAACAAUUCCGGAAGUACCUCAACCCGAAGAGGAUUUAACUCCAGCUAUUACUUUGAAGAGAAAAAAGUCAAAGCCUUCCGUUACCGAUGAUGAUGGAAUUACCAUAAAGGCACCCGAGGCUGAAAAGCCAAAAGAAGAGGGUGAAGUUGAGGAGAGGGUUGUUGUCAAAAAGAAGAAACAGAAAAAGCUAGCAGUUGAAGAACCUGCUGAAACUGUUUCCAUUAAAGUAAUCAAACCUGAGAAGCCGGAAGAGGAAGAAGUUCCCAGUGAAAGCCUGACUGUUACCAUGAAGCCUGAACGGCCUGUUGUUGAGGAAGCUGAGGAGACGGUAUCAGUUAAAAAGAGUAUUCCUGAACAACCUACGGAGAGUGACGAAACAGGCCAGACUUUGACUCUUAAGAAAAAACCAAAGAAACAGGAAGAGGAUGUUUCCGACGAUAUUACAGUAAAGAGAGUGGUCCCCGAUAAGCCAUCUGAAGAUGCCCACGCAGCUGAGGAAGUAACAAUAAAACAGAAGCCUAAAAAGGCUCCGGUUGUUGAAGAGGCGUCUGAAGAAAUCACAGUGAAAAAACCGGUUAUAGAAGAGCCGGAAGAAGUCGAGACCGUUAUAUUUAAACCUAAGACCACCAAAAAGAAGGAGGAUGUAGAGCAGGAGUUCAAAAUUCAAUUGCAACAAUACGAAGAAGAAGAGAUUUCUAUGUCAGGCAAGGUCCGUCUCAAAAAACCAAAACCGAUGACAUUUGCUGAAGAAACUGGAGCUGGUACAAUUCAAAUAACGCAAGAAGUUGAUGAUGAAAGCGGUCCAAUUAUUGAAGAAGUGAGUGACGACGAAGGUUUGCAGCCAGAAAAAAUUAGAGAAGAUUUUGAAAUUAAGUUGCGACGCCGGCCAUCUGAAAAGAGGUACAGCAUCCAAGACAUUGAAGAAGAAAUUCAGGUUGGCUUUAGAAAGGAGAAGAGGGAGUCUGUUGUGUACGAAGAGGAAUCGUUGGCAUUCAAACCAAAGCCUAAAAGACGACCUUCACAACCGACUGAGCAAACAGAGGAUGUAUCUCUUAGCAUCACAAAGGAAACCGAAGUACUCAAGGAAGAACCCGAAGGGGUAGUUCUGGCAGAUGGAGACCUCGUUUAUUCAAUUUGCUCCUACGUAGCAGAAAAUGAAGAUGCGAUGAAUUUAGUGGAAGGAGAGCGAGUAUAUAUUCUCGAGAGCCAUAAUUCAGACUGGUGGUUUGUGAGAAAAACAUUGACGGCAGAAAAGGGAUGGGUACCGGCAAAAAUACUGAAAGAUGAGGUGUCAUACACACACCACCUCACUCACACACUCCAUGAAAAGAUUGAUAAGCUGCCUGUAUUUGAAAAGCCUGCCCCGGGAGAAACAGCUUCUGCGCCGCGGUUUGUAGAAAAACUCCAGCCGCAGCAUGCUCCGGAUGGAGCCACGGUGCAGUUAGAGUGUCGUGUGGAAGGAAACCCUAAGCCCCAGAUCACUUGGUUCAGAGAAACGGCCAUCAUCAAGCCGUCAGCCGAUUUCCAAAUGUAUUACGAUGAAGACAACGUGGCCACGCUCAUUAUUCGCGAAGUCUUCCCAGAGGACGCUGGGUUCUUCACUUGUGUGGCUAAAAACAACGUUGGCUUUGCGUCCAGCACCACGGAGCUGUAUAUUGAGGCUCCUUUGUCCGACCACGGCUCUGACAUUACCGCUCCAUCCAGGAAGUCCAUGUCCAGGGAGUCGUCUCUCGCCGAUAUCCUUGAGGGUAUCCCACCGACUUUCUCCCGGAAACCCAAGGCCAAAUGCGUCCCUGUCGGGGAGGACGUCGACCUGGAGUGCAGACUUGUCGCUAUUCCGGAGCCAGACGUCACAUGGUUUUUCAACGGCAAGGAGAUCACCACGGACAAGAACGUGACAGUGUCUAUGGACUCUGACAUGCACUCAUACUCGAGCGUUGUGCGCAUCUCCAAGAUUACGCGCACCCAAGAGGGCACCUAUACGGUCGUGGCAAAGAACCGCGAGGGAGAAGCCAGCAUGACUAUCACCGUCAAGGUUCAGACAGGUGAGAAAGAAGCCCCGCAGAUCCUCGAGCCGCUCAGGAGUGUCACAAUUCGGGAGGGAGACAGCGCAGUGCUGAGCACCCAGAUUGUGGGCAACCCCAAACCCAAGGUGUCGUGGCACAAGGACGGCAAGGCGGCCCCUAAACUGCCCACCAAGGCCGACGGUGACACGUACACGCUCACGCUGAUACAGCCCAAGGCGUCCGACUCGGCGCAGUACACCGUCAAGGCUGCCAACGAGGUCGGCAAGUGCGAGACUAGCGCGACGCUCACUGUCGAAGCGCUUACCGACAAGAAGCCGCCCUUGCCGAGGAAGAAGUCUAUUGGCGGACAGUUAAAGGAAUUGCCACGACCGGAGCCACCGCUUUUCAUCGAGCGUUUCCAGGAGCUGAAGGUGAAGGAAAAAAGCACAAUCAAACUUGUGGCCAAGGUUACUGGAAACCCCACUCCACAAAUUACCUGGUUCAAGAAUAAUGAGCCACUUCAGCCGUCUCCCCGGGUAAAGGAAACAUUUGACGGUACAGUUGUUACCCUGCAAGUAAGUGGGGCAGAUUCAGAGCUGGAUUCUGGUGACUACAAGUGUUUGGCAAGCAAUCCAAGUGGUAAGGCUUCUCAUGGAGCCCGAGUAACAGUAGAUGUUGACAAAGUAACCUUCACACGAAAACUUCAGAAGUCUAUUACCGUAGAUGAACGUAGUUCAAUUAAAUUGGAAUGUGAAACAUCUCAUACCGUAUCUACUAAAUGGUAUCAUAAUGGAAAGGAGCUAAGCGGGAUGGACCAUAGAGAAAUUGUCCAAGAGAACAGAGUCCAUCGUUUAAUAAUCAAGCAGACCAAAGCUGUGGAUGCUGGUACUUAUGCAUGCAAAGUCAAAGACCAGUCAACUGAAUGUACAGUUUCAGUUAGUGAAUCAAAGGCAGAGUUUGUGCGUAAGGUUGAGGACAUAGAGGUGACAGAGCGUGAAGUUGCUGUUCUUGAAGUAGAAGUAUCAUCAGAUACAGCUGAAGUUACAUGGCACAAGGAUGGGGAACAGUUGAAAGAAGCCAAAGAGAAAGUGCUGUUUGAAAAGAAAGGAGGCAUUCGGCGGCUCCUUAUUCGUAGUACUUCUGUGCAUGAUGAAGGUGAAUACACCUGUUCGCUUGGAGAUCAAGAAUGCUCAGCGGAAGUCACUGUCAUUGAACUGCCACCUGAAAUCAUCACAAAACUAAGAGACACAACUGUACCUAAAGGAGACAAAGCUACUUUAGAAAUAGAGCUGACCAAGGGGGAUGCUCUUGUGAAGUGGUUUAAAGAUGGAAAGGAACUUCAGUUCUCAGAGCACAUUCAGUUAGCCAUUGAUGGCAAACGCCAGAAGCUGAAAAUAUAUAAUGCUGAGCUUUCAGAUGCAGGUGUUUUCUCCUGUCAGGUUGGAGAUCAAACUUCAAGUGCAUCAUUGACUGUAACAGCCAUUCCAAUUAUUGAGGUACCUAAGAAUGAGUACAAGGUAAAGAAGGGUAAUGAUGUGACUAUGGAGGUGAAAUUUGUUUCAACACCACCUCCAACAGAUGAGUGGUCUGUGAAUGGAACUGUAAUUAAAAAAUCUAAAAAGGCCAUUCCGUCUAUAAGUGAAAGUUCAGCCAGCCUCACAAUUAAGAAAGUGGAGGAAAGUGAUGUUGGCAAUUACAAGAUCAAGCUGAAAAAUACAAGUGGAGAGGCGUCAGCAGAUCUCACAUUAAUUCUUAUUGAACCACCAGGUGCGCCAGGUACACCUGAUGUUCUGGAGGUGACCAAUGACACCAUCACAUUACAUUGGAAAGUUCCUGAAUCUGAUGGCAACUCUCCAAUCCUCGAGUACAUUUUGGAAUACCAUGCUAAAGGAGAGUUCACAUGGAAUAAUGCUUGCAAAGAUACCCGGAUCACUGAAACCACCCAUAAAAUUUCAAAGUUGACCACCAACGCUGAGUUAACAUUCCGAGUGCUGGCGGUGAAUGAGGCUGGACCUGGAGAACCAUCCCCAGCGACUCGCUUCAUUCGUAUCACCAAAUCAGGUGCAGCAGAGCCUCCUGUAGUUAUGGAGCCCCUUAAGGACACCACUGUUGGCCUUGGUCAGCCUGCUACACUACAAUGUGUGAUCAGCGGCACUCCUGCUCCUGAUAUCAAAUGGCUUAAGAAUGGUACUGUUAUCAAAGAAAAGACAAUGAAAUAUGAAGACCAUGUUGCUAAGUACACUAUCAAUCAGUCAACUGAAAAGAGUGUGGGCAAGUAUACUUGUCAAGCAAAGAAUGAAGCUGGAUCUGUUGAGACUAGUUGCGAUCUCAGUGUACAAGAUGUCCCCACAAUAGAAAUUGAGGAGGCCUUACUCAACCAACGCCUCCCUGUGAAAGAGCAAUGGAAAGUUAAAGCUAGUUUCACAGGAUAUCCCAAACCUGAAGUGACUUGGAGCAAAAAUGAAAAGCAAAUUUCAUCAGAUAAAACUACUGUCAUUCAUACUGAUGAAAGUAGUUCAACUAUUGCAAUUUAUAGUGUGUUGCGAGAACAUUCAGCCAGAUACACAAUUACAGUCACUAACAGAGCUGGAUCUGCAAACAAAGACGUGGAACUAAGGGUUGUGGACAAACCAGGCAAGCCUCAGGGUCCUAUGGGAUUGAAGGAUGUCGAUAGUCAGUCUGUUACCCUUACUUGGAAGCCUCCUGUUGACGAUGGUGGCUUAGAACUUUCAAAGUAUUCAAUUGAAAAAUGUGAAACUAAGCGUAUGGUUUGGACCAAGGUUGCUGAUGUAGACAAAGAUGUUCAAUUGUAUUGUGUGCAAAAGCUUCAGGAAGACUCAGAAUACAUGUUCAGAGUCUUUGCUCAAAAUCCUGUUGGACUGUCAGAACCUCUUGAAAGUCCGCCAGUGACUCCAAGAAGUGCCUUUGAUAAACCAUCUGCUCCUCGAGGUCCAUUUGAAAUUUCAAGUAUGACUGAAACAUCCUUUACAUUGAAGUGGCAACCGCCAGAGAGUGAUGGUGGUUCACCAAUUUUGGAAUACAUUCUUGAAAGGCGUGAAGCUGGAAAGAAAGCAUGGCAGAAGGUUGGAACCACCUCUGGGGAAGUUACAUUCAUUGAUGUUCCUGGUCUGAAAGCGAAUACACCAUACAAUUUCCGUGUAACUGCAUCUAAUAUAGUUGGCAGUGGUCCUCCAUAUGCACCUGAGGAACCUAUCACAGCUGGAAAAAUGAUUAGCCAGCCGUCCAAAACAAGAGUACAAGUGGAGGAAGCUCCAAAUAAUGAAGAGGAAAUCCCAACUAUUACACUGCCAUCCCCUAAGCCUCGUCACAAGCCUUUGUCUUUUCCACCCACUCCUGCUCCACGCCCAUCUCUUGUAGUUCCAGGGGCAUCUAGAGAUACAGGAGUUCCCGCAAGUUUAUUGACUCCAGCUCUCAGUUCCCUCCCAGCCCGAUCGCCAUCACCCUCUUUCCCUCAAAGCUUCUCUCCAUCAGUCUCACCUAGGCCAUCCACCCCUGCUUUGAACCUUGACAGUUCAGAUGAACUCUCCCACUUGGUUCCACAUCAAAGGACUCUUUCUAUUGACUUCUCGGCAAGAAAGGCUUCCAGUGGAUCUUUGCUCACUUCAGAACAAGAGGCUCUGGCAGUAUCCCUUAGUCUCCCUGUCACAACUGAACUGUCACCUUCAUAUUUGGUGAUAGAGAAUCGGAAAGAUUCUUUUGCGUCUGAGUAUGAGGUCAAUAGGAAUAAAGCCCCCCCGGGUAAAUCUAUUGAUGCUUCAAAAUUAAAGAAUGUCACUGAAGAGGAUUUGAGAACCAUCCUUACCUUUUUCCCUGUGAGUGGAUCUGGAUCAACUAAAGAAGCAUCACAGCCAGAAAAGCAGGAAAAGGAUGCUGUGGAAACAAUUAGCUCAAAAUCUAGUAAAGUCUGGCCUCCUGGUUCCUCAGAAAGCGUGACAGUACAGAAAUAUCAAAAGCCUAAAGACAUCAAACCGAGAGUGAAGCUUCCCCCUCGACCAAUGGUAUAUCUUCCUGUAAGGCCUAUCGUAUUAGAAGAGAAAAAGGCAUCCCCUUCGGCACCAACAAAUCUUACUGUGAUAGACAUAACUAGCCGCAGUGUAACGCUACAGUGGGGACCUCCAGAAAACCUCGGAGGCACUGAUCUUACAGGAUACAUUGUUGAGCGCCAGGAUGCAGGAAGCCAAAAAUGGGUUAAAAUGGCCACAUUGGAACCAAGCUGCACUCAGUAUUGCUGUGAAAACCUGAAGGAAAAGUCAGAGUUCACAUUCCGGGUCUUGGCUGAAAAUUCAGUAGGUCUGAGCCCACCAGCAUCAACAGAUCGAAUCCAAUUGAAAACUCAUGCAACUCCACCAUCUCCUCCAACUGCACCAUUGGAAAUACUGGCAGUUGGUCCUUAUGCAGUUGUUAUCGAAUGGGGUACGCCAGAAUCUGAUGGUGGCUCCCCAUUGACUGGAUAUACAAUUGCGAUCCGAGACACAAGAAAAACCAUGUGGAUGGAAGUUGGGCGUGUCAAGGCUGAUGUGCAAAAAUUGAACAUCAAAGAUCUCCAAGAAAAUCAUGAAUAUCUUAUUCGCAUCUUUGCUGUAAAUGAAGUAGGGUCUAGUGAACCCUUGGAGUCCGAAGAACCCUUCAAGGUUUUAAAACCAUCUGAUUUGGAUGCAGCUGAUUAUGAGCGUGCUGAAGCUACUGAUAAAGAUACACCAUCAGUCAGUUUCAGUACAGAAACUACAACAUCAUGGAUGCGUGAGAACAACAUGGACGCAGAUAUUGAAACCUAUGCCAAAGGGUCCUUACUUCAAAAAGAUGAAUAUUUCUUCAAAAUAUGGUGCUAUGCUAAAAAGCUCUUCAAGUAGGCAAUUGCUACCUCUGCUAACAUCUCAAUAUGUCAAGUUCUUUACCUCGCCGAGUACGAAUUAUUAAAUGACUUAAUAGCAAUCCCUGAGCCAUUUUGUCAUCUAAUUUUUCUGAUGCUGGGUAAAGGCACUGAACCAUUGGUUCAGUAGUCAGUUCAAGAUGUUCACUGCAGCAAAGCCACAUAGGUGGUCAUAUUCCUAUGAUUUGUGUUGCAAAAGAUGUUAUUUAAGUCAGUAUAAGCCAUUUGCCUGUUUAUUGAGCUCUUUUAAAACCAUACUUUAUGAUUUAAGCCGUAUAUUCCAAGAAAUAACUGAGUAUUAUUUUUGUUCCCUUCUCAUAUAUUAGGAGAAAUAUCCCACUUUUGUGGCUGUUGAAUGUACACAUUUGUACUUUCCACAUUUUUAAUUUCCUACUCUUUUGUAGAUUAUGUAAAAAUGUUGUCAGUGUGAAGCAUAAAACUGAAUAUGAUUCACAGAUCCACAAUGUAAAUGACCAUUUUAAUUAUCCUUAAUGGAGUUCUGUGAUACUAUUUAAUUUCCCUCAAAUUGUAACAUUUCUGGCUUCAAAAACAUAUUUACCUGCAUGCAUAAGUAUAUAUCGUACAUAUACAUAUAUAUAUAUAAAAUAUUCCUCAAAAAGCAGGCAUAUAAAAGAUUGUUACAUAAUUGAUGUUUUUCCUCAACACAAUGCACUAGCCCCUAUCCCAUUUUCUUGGUCUAUAGAGAGAGAGACAUAAAUAUAGGUGCCCCUUUUACAUCUAAUAAAUAUUGGAAUGUGACAAUAUCCUUGUAUUGUGUUGAGUGCGUGGAAUAAACGAAUGAAGCCAGAAA